Messenger RNA from Linepithema humile (Argentine ant), 48147 nucleotides. It is a transcript of the gene Msp300, whose product is annotated as Muscle-specific protein 300 kDa. The record is from RefSeq and is a predicted model, not a curated record. NCBI's taxonomy places the organism in Eukaryota, Metazoa, Arthropoda, Insecta, Hymenoptera, Formicidae. Gene Ontology annotation, molecular function: actin filament binding. Gene Ontology annotation, biological process: nuclear migration. Gene Ontology annotation, cellular component: meiotic nuclear membrane microtubule tethering complex; cytoplasm; nuclear outer membrane.
GACAUGCCGGUUGGUGAUAUCCGAGCGGGGACGAUGACGAACUAAGAAAGAAAUACGAAUAUGUCGCGGACAACCCCACCCAGAAACAGUCCGACCCCGCCGCGAGUGGACAGCCCUGGCGGCGGCGGCGGCGGCGGCGGCGGCGGCGGAAGCGGUGGCGGCAGUCCGAGAACGCCACGUGGUGGCCGGCUGCGGGAUCGGGUGAGCUUCUUCGAACAGGUCUGGUCGGCCGGACGCGCCCCCAGCGCCGAGGAUCUUCUGGAAGACGCGAACGCGCGCCGAUUGUCCUUCCGGUCGCCCGCGCACCAUCGUCGUUCGUCCUCCAGGGCGAGCGACUCCUCGUUCGAGGAGAGUUUCGAGCGACUGGUGGAGGAGGGCGAGCUGAACGGCGCCAAGGUAGUCAAGUUCGAGAAGAUCACCGUGAGAAAGAGCGUGCGGGAGAUGAGGUUCAGCAGCAACGACACCGUGAUCGUUCAGCAACGUGCCUUGACGGAGUCCAGCAGGACCCCGAGCGAGGAGCACGCCCUCGAGGACUCGGCUUAUCAGAGCCACAGUCACGGCGUGCACAGCCACGGCAGCAAGUCCAGCUCGGUCACGUCCUUCACGAGGUUUCCCUCGGAGGAGAGCCUGUCGCAUAGGAGAUCCAGUAGUCCUCGGGCCCAGCAGCUGGGCCCGGACGAUCGGCCGCCCUCGGAGUGGUACGCCGAGUAUCGUAAUCAGAGCUUCCAGAAUGUCGCGGCGAAGAUCGACUACGUGCGCAGCAGGAGCGAGUACGACGCGCACAUCGCCGAGAUCAAAGACGAGCAAGAACGCGUACAGAAGAAAACCUUCAUAAAUUGGAUCAACUCUCAUUUAUCGAAGAGAGUUCCACCGCUUCGUGUCGACGACUUGAUCGAAGAUCUGAAAGACGGCACGCGCCUUCUCGCCUUACUUGAAGUUCUUUCAGGAGAAAAAUUGCCCGUGGAGAGAGGUCGUAAUUUAAAGAGACCGCAUUUCCUCAGUAAUGCCAAUACCGCGUUACAGUUUUUACAAAGCAAAAAAAUCAAAUUAGUGAAUAUAAAUUCGUCCGAUUUGGUCGACGGACGACCGCCGGUAGUGUUGGGCCUGAUAUGGACUAUCAUCCUGUACUUCCAGAUCGAGGAGAAUACGAGAGCUCUCGAGUACCUUGGACACACCUGGGGCAGCCAGAGCAGCCUCGAAAGCCUCGGCACUCAGGGCUCGGCGGCGAGCGAGAGGAAACGCAUCAGCAGCGAAAGAUGGAAGCAAAGUGCAAGGAAAACCUUGCUGCAAUGGGUCACCAAUGCCUUGCCCAAGAACGUUGGUAUCCAAGUGCGAGACUUCGGAGAAAGUUGGAGAGACGGAAAUGCCUUCUUAGCUAUAAUCGAUGCUAUAAGAGCCAAUUUGGUGAACAUAGCAGCCAUGAGAGAAGCGUCGAACAAAGCCCGGCUGGAGACAGCCUUCCAGGUUGCCGAGAUCGAACUGGGUAUCGCGCGUCUGUUGGAUCCCGAGGAUGUGGACGUGCCGCAGCCGGAUGAGAAAUCGAUCAUGACAUAUGUCGCCCAAUUCUUGCACAAAUAUCCCGAGCCAGGAAACACGGGUCCUGAUUCCUUUGCGGCCAUACAAGAGGAAUACGACGGCCUUCUUAACUGGCUGAACGAAAGAGUCAGGCAUUUAGAACAGCUUGACAGAACCAAUGCCUUCCCACGAAGCUAUCCGGAAUAUAUGCUGUUUAGAGCGGAAACAGAUGAAAAAUCAAUUAUAUACAAAAAAAUGCAAAGUUUGGUCGAUACACCCAGCAUGAUAAGUAUCACACGGGAUUCCUGGAGACAUAUACAAAUGUUAUGGCAGCAAAUGGAGCUCUUAAUGCUGCAUUGGCUCUGGUUAUUGGAUUCGGCAUUGCCAGGCGAAUUAGGCGAAGCUGGCAGAUGGCUGGCGAGAGCCGAAGCUCUCUUGCACUCGGACAACGAUAUACCGGCGGAAAUGACGGAGGGUACCGCGAAUAUAAUUUCGAACAAAUUAGAAGACCACAAGAAGUUCUUCCUCGACUUGUCAGCCAUGACGGAAAAGUUUCAGCACGCCAAGAAUUCGCCGUUGGCGCGGCAAGUUCAGCCUGAACAAUUGGAGAACAUGUCCGCGCGCUUCGACAGCUUACCCGAUCGCGCGGCUAAGAGGAGGAUAAAGUUGAAGUUCCUAGAGCACAAAUGCUGCCUGAUCGCUUUCCUGUACCUCGUCGAGACCAAGUUGAAAAGCUGGAACGUCAAAUACGGCACGGAGGAGAAAGUGCAUCAGAUGCUGGAGCAGUAUCGCAAUUUUGUUUCCCGAAAUAGAAUAUUCCAAGAGUUUCAAAAGGCUUAUUUGGAUAUGCAGAAUGUCGCUGACGAGUACAAGCGCGACGGCGACAUUGAUCGGGAAGAAAGCUUCAACAUCGACCGCUUCUUGCGCGAAACCGCCGACAAGUGGAAGAACGUGUCAAUGGACUUGCGCUGCGUCCAGAGCAUGCUCGAGGAAGUCGUCGCUUAUUGGCGUCGCUGGACCAUCGUCUCGGACGAGUUCGAGGCGUGGUUACUUCGCGCCGAGCCCGCUCUAAGUCUGCCGGAGGACGAGAGAAUGGAGUUCUUCCAGGACAUCAGCGUGUGGAAGGACAAGCAUCAGCAACUGUCGGACACUGUGAGCUUCCUGAUCGCCACGUCCGACGAGUCGGUCGCGUAUCGCCUGAAGGAGCGCUACGCGAACCUGACGGCGAGAUGGGAGCAGCUCUUCCAGGAGGCCAAGCAGUACAUGCACGCGGGCGAUCUUAUUCGAACGCGGAAGGAUUACAAAGCAGGAGUGGAGACUCUGCAGAAAUGGCUGAGAAACUCCGAGGCGGCCUUGUCAACCACCGGACUGAGCUCGACGGAGCGAAUCAAGGCUUACGGCGAGAAACUGCAGGCUCACAACGAGGUCGAGGGCAUCGAGGACCUCUUCAAGAACAUCAGCAAAAAAUUCCAAACACUUAUCCAGGAUUUGUCCCGCGACGAAGUCGACAGGAUGAUGAACACGCUGAAGAAGGAAAAGGAGGCGCUCGUCAAGGUGCGCGCUUUGAUACCCAUGCAACUGCACUUGUACCACCAACUAUUAGUGCAACAGGAAUCUCUGGAAGCGGGGCAAAAAGAGAUAUCCGCGUGGCUGGACGAGGCUGAAAAUUUUCUGGCCAGCAUCAACCUCGCGGGCGGCAGAGACGCCGCGCUAGCGCAGUUGGAUCGCCACAAGGCCUUCUUCUCGAGAACGCUUUAUUACAAAUCCAUGUUGGAAUCUAAGAACAAGGUGUUCGCCAGUAUUGUCAAGGCUGUGGACAGUCACGCCGACGUGGAGACGGCCGAGGGUGGCGCUACCCUGCGAGAGCUGAACAAUCGAUUCGCCAGAGUCUCUCAGGCGGCGCAAGUCUGGGAACAGCGUUUGCAGGAGUCCGUGCGACGCUGGACGAAGUUCAAGGAGUGCGAACGACAGAUCUCCGAGUGGCUCUCGGUCGCGGAGACGAUGAUCAACGACAAGCACAUCGACAAUCGCCAAUCCGUCGAGCAUCACAAGAACUUCUUCGGCAAGAUCAACGAGAAAUGGAUACAGGACCUGGUGAAGGCCGGCCAGGAUCUCCGAAACGUGUUGCCGGCUGAUCAGCAGCUGCCCAUCGCGAGCACGGUGGAGGCCCUACAGAAUCGCUGGCGGGAAGUUCUCACGUUCGCGCCGCUCCAUCUCAUGAGACUCGAGUUUCGCUUGGACGAAGCCAGCUUCCUUCAGUAUCUCAAGGAAAUCGAGAUGGAGAUCAGUUCCGAACAGCAGGCGCUCAUCAACAACGACGACGUGGACGGCAUUCAGCAGCGCAACCGGGAGUUCUUCGUGAAUCGCGGCACCGUGCUCGAGGUCGAGCGCUGCUUGCAGACCCUGAAGAAGAUCAGCGACGCCUACAGCAAGCACAAGCCGAGGGACACCACUCUGGCCGACGCCGCGCAGAAUGCGGAGCGCAUGUGGGAGGAGACCGCGCAGAAGGUGGAAAAUCUGAGAGAGCAGUUGCGCGAAGUUCCACAGCAAUGGGCGGCUUACAGACAGAAAUUCGAUGAGAUGGUGCACUGGAUGGACCACGUCGACAGCACUUUGAGAACGAUCUUACGCGAGGUGAACACUCUGGAAGAAUUCGAAAAGGAAAAGGCUAUAUUCCAGAAAAUCUGCCGCGAGGCCGACAGCAAGCGCGAAGAGAUGAAGUGGCUGGUUCAAACUCUCGACAAUCUAACGUUGAAUCGUUCAGAUCGCGAGGCGCUUACGGCGCAGCAGAAUUUGGAGCACCUAAUAACUCGCUAUAAGAAUCUAAUACCGACAAUCGAGAUCACAAUGACGAAAACGGACAUCUACUCGAAGAGUUACACCUAUCGAAAGGAGGUGCGCGAAGUGUGUACUUUGUUGCGCAAGGUUCGCGAACAGUCGAAGGUCGAGGUCACGCCUGAAGUACCCGAAAAGCUGCAAAGCGCAGUGGCUCAUCAGGAAUCGCGCCUCAAUCAGUUGGAGCAACAGCGAGCGACCAUUGUCAGUAUGUUGCAACGCGGCAAGGAUCUGCUGAAGGAUCAGCACGCGCCGCCUUUCGUCUCUUCCGAGGUCCAGCAGCUAGAGUCCAACUGGAACGACACAUACGGCCAAAGCAUGGAGACGCUGAAGUCUCUGAAGGACUCGCAGAAGCUCUGGAGCACCUAUCACGAGCAGAGGGACGAAAUCUUGAGAUUGAUCGAGCAAGCGGAACAAGAACUGCGGCAAAUAGAAUCGACAUCUUAUUACGACGCCGGUCAGGUGACUUCCGAUCUGCAGAAGAAACAAGAGUUCAAUGCGAAUCUGAGGAAAUCGGCCGAGGAGAUGAUGAGGAAACUGCGCGAAACGUACACUAAUCUCGCGCAGACGCUCACACCGCCGAGUAAAAAAGACAGUCUGGAGAAGGAAGUGACGGAAACCGAGAAGAAACUGGAACACACGCUGAAAACCGUGCGAGAGAAGGUCGUUUAUCUUCAAGAGCACAGUACUCGAUGGAACAAAUUUCAAUCGAAGUUUAUAGAACUCCGAUCCUGGAUUCAACAGGCCGCGCCUCAAUCGAUCGCGGAUAUCGAAGAUUCCGCGGCCUCGCCUGAGGAAAGAGUUCGUAAAACGGAGAAUCUGCAGAAGGAAAUAAAAGAGAAGGCAUCGAUUCUAAACAUUCUAGAGGACGAGUCUCGAAAACUCGUAAAACUAGACAGUGAUGACGCUCCGGCGAAACAACUCCGCGCCGACUUUGAAAAUCUUCACAAGGCAGUCGAAUUGUUGAAUAAAAGUAUAGUAACGCAGCGCGAAUUAGCCACGAAAAAUCUUGCCACGUGGAAAGAGUACGAAGAGGGCAUUCAGAAGAUAAAACCUUGGAUCGAGCAAGCCGAAUCUAAGGCCGCUACGAUGGGCAGCAAGCCCACGACUCUGGCGCAAGCGACGCAAAUGUUAGAAUCGGCCAAAGCGUUCGAAAUUCAGUGCCAGCAGCAUCUUCCGAAAGUUCAGACUCUGUCGACGAUCAGCCAGCAAAUAGCCGGAAGAACAGUGGCGCCCGACGAAGUCGACGCGGUGUACACGCGAUGGAACGCGGUUCACGACGUGGCGGUGCAAACGACGACCAAGCUGGACAAACUCGUCUUGUCGUGGAACACCUUCGAGUCGGAAGCGAAAGAGUUUAACGAGUGGCUGCAGAACAGCGAGCGGGAAGCUCUGAAGGAACCAAACGUUCAAACGCCCGAAGCCGCCAAGCUGGAGAAGGAAUUGGCGCGGUUGAAGGAGUUCAACAAGAGCAUAUCGAAUCACCAGGCGCAAUUGAUAUCGCUCACUCAAGUGAGCGAUCACAUCAGCCACGGUCUGUCGCUGGAGGGCGCCUCCGCGUUGAAGGGCCGCGUCGCCGAGAUGAAGGCCAGAGUGAGCAAACUCGCGGACACGGUUCGCCAUCACAUCAAUCGCGUCUCCGAUUCUCUACUGGCGCGGCAAGAAUUCCAGAUAAAGAUCACCGACUUCGAGAACUGGAUGACGAGGCUGAGGUCCAACAUCAACGAGAUCGGCGACGUGGGCGUGGAUAACGUGGACGCAAAUCUGCAAGCGGUGCACGCUUACCUGCAGGAACAUUCGGAGAAGCAACCGACGUUCGCUGCAAUCUACGACGAAGUGAAACAACUGUCGUCGCGAGGUUCCGUGCCGGAGGUCGCGGCGUUAGACGAGACUUAUACGUCCUUGGCGAAGAAAUACAAGGCGCUCGAGGAUGACUUGAGAGAGAAGAAGAAGGGCCUGGAGAAGUGGAUCGAACUCUUGAGCUGGCACAAUGACGCCAAUGCGCAGCUGAGUCACUACAAGUACGAAACCGAGGCUAGAAAGCCGACUAUCGCAGAUCUUAACAGACUCUCCUCGGACCUCGAGGCUGUGUACGCGAAGAUCAACACCUGGAAGGAACAUGUGCCGUUGAUGGACAGCACUCUGGGAAUACAUGUUCGCGACAAGCAAGAGAGACCAGUUACCGCGACAACAUUGCUGAACGAUCUCGAAUCGAAAGCCGCGGUGCUGAAGACAGAAUUAUCCGCCAAGCGCGAUAAAUUGGAGAAUCUCGGCGCAAAGUGGGACAACUUCAGGAAGCUGCAGCAGAAAAUCACGGAGGAAAUCGUCAACACUCAAACGUGCCUGCAAGACAUCACGUACGCCGUCGACACCUGCGAGAAGCUCGCGCCUGCGAUUGAAAAGAUCGACGAUCUGAUCGAGGACCAUCAGAGACGCGAGCCGGAAAAGGAAGUGCUUCAUCGGGAAGGUGAUAAUUUGAUGAAGGAGGAUCAGCGCGCGAUCACGAACAUUCAGGUGGUGGUUUCUUCGGUGGACGGCAACUGGGAGAAAGUGAACGAGCUUCUGCGCGAGCAGAGAAAGAAGUACGCCGAAAUGGAUGCCGAUUGGAAGCAAUACAAAGAAGCUCGGGAGAAACUGAACAAAUUUAUCGACGAGGCGAAGAGCCUCUGCCAGUCGGUUAGAGAUGUAUCGACCGAUAUUACCCAGGCGAACGUGGCUCUGGAGAAACAUAAAAGAGCCUCCGACAUCUUGAAGAAAGGCAAACAGUUUCUGGACAAGAUGGAUGCUAAAGCGCAGCAGUUGGCGAAGGAGGCGUCAUUAAUGCCGAAUUUCAAGACCAAUCUGAUCGAGUCGGAUCUGUCCGACGCGCGGAAAAAAUAUCAGAAAAUUUACGCCAAGGUAAUCGAUCGCACACAAAUGCACGAAACGCAGGUCAUUAUUUGGAAGCAGAUCGAGGAGGCGAAAUGUAAUCUGACAAGAUGGCUGAGCGACACGAACGAGGCGCUCACCGCGGCGUGCGAGCGUCUGCUCGACGCCGAGAACGGACAGGCGCGGUUGACCAGAUAUCGCGAGGAGUUGCCGGCGCAUCAGCAGCUCCGUCGAGGCAUCGCCACAAAAACCGAGCAACUCGUCAAGCUGAACGACGACACGGACAUACCGACUUUGAGAUCUCUCAAUAAUUUGUUGGACGAUCAGUUCAAGGUUGUCAAAGAAGCCGCGGACAAGCUUGCGUCGCUCACGUCAACUCUUAACGAGAAGGAGAAAGGCAUCAAGCAAGAAUUGAAAAAGUGCAGCGACGCGAUAUCGAAAGUCCGCGAGGAGAUAAUCAAAUGCGACGAUCUGACCGGCGAGAACACCAAGAUCCUGCACAGGAUUAACAAAUGUCAAGAGCUGAAGACCGAAUUGGAGAAGUGCGAUUACGCGCUUUCGGAAAUCGACGAGAAGUUGACGAACAUGGCGUCGGAGUAUCCAGCCAUCUCCAAGUCAAGCUUGCCGAAGGAGCUUCAGGCGUUGCAGCUUCGUCGAGACGGCGUGGCUAGCCACGCCGACAAAGUGAAUGCCACGUUAGUGGCCUUCUUGACGAAGCUCUACCACGAGAAGUUCGGCGCUCUGCAGCGCAUGGUAGCGACGCACAAGGAAAAGGUGGCUUGGUGCGAGCCCGAGCAAAGCAGCGAUCGUUACAAUCUCGAGGUGAAGAUGGCCUCGCUGGCCGACGUGGAAACCGGCAUCGCCGAUUGCGAGACGCGAAAGGUGGACACGGACAAUUCGCUGAAGCUUCUGGGCACCGUCGAGAGCGGUAAAACCACCGCCGCUCUCAAAAGCGAGCGCGACAAAGUCGCUGCCGACUUGGAGGCUCUAAAAAUCAGCUAUCGGAAAAUCAAGUCUGUGCUGGAGCAGAACAUCGCUCUGUGGCAGAGAUACGAGCUCACGUCGGAGAACGUGAUUUCCUGGCUGAAAGAAAACGAGAGCAAGAUCAGAGUGGAAGCCACGACGCUGCUGAAUCUGGACGAGAUCAACGCGAAGAUCGCCGAAAUGACGCAGCUCGAGAAGGAAGUCAAAAACUACGAAGGCGAGGUGAAGGACUUGAUGGCGCUCGGCGAGGAAAUUACGAAAGUCAGCCCGGAGUCGCGCGUGGCGCAGUAUGUGGGACACUUGAGCACGCGUUAUCAUUCGGUGCUCAAGUUCCUGGCGCAGCAUCUGAACAGGCUUGGAGAGCUGAAGCAGAUCAGAGGUCAGUACGCCGACAACGUGAAGGAACUGGAAUCGUGGCUGCAGAAGGCGGAGCAGAAACUGAGAGUAUACGACGAAAUCAGCGGCCCGAAGCCGAUUACUUUUUAUCAAUCCCGAUUAAAAGAAUUGAAGGCGUUCGCGGAGGAGCGCGAGAUCGGACAAGGCAUCCUGAAUCGCACGGCGGAAGCGGGCGAGACGCUAUUCGCGAGGAUAACGCCGGAUCACAGGGAACUGAUUAGAGGCGAAUUGAGAAACCUGCGCAGUCGCGUGGAGGCCCUGGCCGAUCGCGCAAACGUGAUCUACAAGAAGAUCGAGAGCGACAUGAUGCACCGAUCAUCGUUCGAGGACAAGUAUUCUCAGGUGAAGCAGUGGGUGAUCGAGGCGCGGAAGAAGCUGGGCGACAAACAGGAUCUGCUGCCGACGCUUCAGGAGAAGAAACUCGCCUUGCACCUGUACAAAGCCAUCGCGCAGGACGUCGGAGUUCACCGAAACAUCCUGCAGCAGCUUCAAGGCAGACUCGGCGCGAUGCCGGACGACGAGGCGAGCGAGAUGCUCAACAGCGUGAUCGAGGCGCACGAGAAGCUGUCGGAAGACGUGGAGAACAGAAUCAACGUGGCGGAGAAGCACGUCGCCAAUCACGAGGCUUACCUCCAGACGUUCGAGAAAACGCGCGACUGGAUCAACACGGUGGUGAACGAGACGGCGUCCGUCAGCGAGGAUCUCUCGAUAGACCGAGACGCGGCGAAGUCUAGAAUCGCCUUGAUCGAAAACGUGUUGCAGCAGAAGCCCGAGGGCGAUAGAGUUCUAGCCGACUGCAAUCAGCAAUUGAACAUCAUUCUGGAGCAAACCUCGAUAGCGGGCCAUCCCGCGUUGCUGAAGGGCUUCGAGCAGCAGGAGAAGAUUUGGGAGGACUUCCUCAAGCGAUGCAUCGCGAGUAGAGAAAAGCUGAACCGUUUGUUCGACCAAUGGUCCGAGUUCGAGAAGAUGGUCGAGCGCCUGGAGUCCUGGCUCAAGCAGAUCGAGGCGCAAGUGAAGGAUCAGAGCUUGAAAAGCACCGAGGAAACGAAACGCGCUCACUUGCAGAAGCUGAAAUCGCUCGAGGAAGCGAUCGUGGCGAAAGGCGCCGAGUUAAACGCGGCGGUCGAGAAGAGCCAAGGCAUAGAAGCGGAGUCCGAUCUGGCUACCAGAGUGUCGCGUCAAGCCACCAAGUAUCAAGCGAUUAGAAAUCAAGCGAAGGAGGCCGUGGCGCGCUACGAGCAGUACGUGAAAGAGCACAGUCUGUUCAACGAGAGAUACAAUCAAUUCCUGGAUUGGAUCACGGAAGUUCAAGGCGAGCUGAACAAGCACAGCGAGAUCGUCGGCGAUCUUGCGGUGCUGCAAAGCAGGCAGAAGCAUAUUCGAGACCUCGGCGACGUGAGGACACGCGAGAACGCGCGUUUCGAGUCCGUCAUCGAUCUCGGCGAGAAACUCUACGUGCACACGUCGCCGGACGGACGGGAGAUAAUUCGACAGCAGCUGCGAAACCUGCGUACUAUGUGGGACGGAUUCUCCGAGGAUCUGCAACACUCGACGCAGAAGUUGGAUCAGUGUCUGAUGCAGUUCGCCGAGUUCUCGCUGUCGCAGGAGCAACUGACCGCCUGGCUGCGAGACGUCGAGCGCGCGAUGCACCAACACACGGAGCUCAAGUCCUCGCUCGAGGAGAAACGCGCGCAGCUGCAAAAUCACAGGAUCAUGCAUCAAGAGAUCAUGUCGCAUCAGGCACUAGUCGAGUCGGUUUGCGACAAGGCGCAACAGUUGGUCGAUCAAACCAAGGACACUUCUCUAAACGUCUAUCUACAGUCCAUCAAGCAGCUCUUCCAGAACAUUGUCGCCAAGUCGCGAGAUUUGCUGGAGAAUUUAGAAGAUUGCUGCGACAAGCAUCAUCGCUUCAAUCUCCAAUGUAAAUGCUUCUCCGACUGGCUGAACGGAGAACGAGAGAAGCUGGCCGAGUGCAACGACGUGACGGGCGAACGAUCCGACAUCUCUCGCAGAUUGACGAGCCUGGCGGUGUUAAAGGACGGCCAGGCGCAGGGAGCGCAGCAUCUCGCGAAAUUGAAGGAGCUUAGCGAGGCGGUGGCUAAUAGCACCGCGCCGAAGGGUAGAGAAGUCAUCAAGAAGGAAGUGAUCGCCUUAGAAAGCAAUCUGCAUCAAUUCCUGAGCGAAAUCGUGUCCGUGGAGGAACGACUGAAAGCGGCGCUGGAGAGAUGGCAGAACUUUGAAAAUCAAUUGGAAGCUCACACGAAAUGGUUCCGUUCCAUGGAGGCGAUUUUCCGGGAUCAGCAACUUCAACCCACAUUAAAGGACAAAGAAGCGAGACUUCGCGCUGUUAAGGAGAAACGCGAGAUUAUCGCGCGGCAGGAACGAGAAAUAGACGAAUUUGUGGAUAAGUCUCACAGUUUACUGCACGCAAGUGGUAUCGAACGCAUCAAGCCGCUGAUUUCCCAAGUCAGCAACAGGUAUCAGCUGCUGCACGUGUUGAGUAAAGAAGUGAUAAACCGUUGCCAGAGUAUCGUGGAUGAUCAUCGCGCUUAUGAAGAGAAACUAAAAGCUAUCGACGUUUGGCUUACCCCUCUCGAGCAAAAUCUAGCAAUCUUGAAAAAGGAAGAGCUCGGUGGUGAUCUCGAAGCGAGGAAUUCGCGUUUGCAAGUCUUGCUAACCGAAAAAGAACAAGCUGAACAUCGCUUAGCCAGUUUGACAUCUCUCGGAGAGAGAAUUCUCCCCGACACUUCCGCUCAGGGGCGCGAAGUAAUUAGACACGAAUUGCGACACGCUCGCGAACGAUGGGAUCGUCUGGCCGAAGGCAUUACCGAACAGCAGAAGAAGCAAGACGCUCAAUCCUUACAAUGGACCAGCUAUCAAGAGACUCUACAACAAAUUCUGGCAUGGUUGAACACGAUGGAACGUGCGAUUAAGCAAGAUUCCUCGACUGUGUGGUCCUCCUUGCAAGAGAUAAGAUCGAAACUACUCAAACUAAAGACAUUGCAUCAAGAGAUCUUGGCUCACAAACGCAUCAUCGAGGGCAUUUCCGAGAAAGCCAACGCUCUGGUUCAAGUCACUCAAGUACCGUCGGACGUUCAGGAGAGGGUUGUUUCGGUAUCGAAGAGAUAUGAAAAUCUAGUAGACGCGUCGCAGAAGGGAAUAUCCAGCUUGGAAGCACUGCUCGACAUCUUCCAGCAGUUUCACGAUCUUCAGAAAGCUUAUCAAGAUUAUCAGAAACGUCAAUGGGAACGUUUGGCGAAUUACAGCGACUACACGGGGAAUAAAGCCGCUCUUCAGGCCAGAUUAGCCAAAGUUGUAGAAAUACAAGACAGCCAAAGCGAAGGCGAGAUAAAGCUGAACGUUCUCGGAGAACACGUGGCGCAAAGUGCGCGCACUCUGCCACCUCGAUCGCAGGAAUCUAUGGAAAGAGAUUUAGCCAAUCUCAGAUUCGAAUAUAAGAAAUUUGCCACAGCCGUAAACGACGUGGCGCGUUGCAUCGAGGAGAGAAUACAGCAGUGGAGCGAGUACGAAAAUUCGUUGGAACGUUUGCUCGCCUGGCUCACCGACGCCGAAACGUUGUUGAAAAAUUAUUGCCUGAAGAACACGCUCGAGGAGAAGCAGGAGCAGCUCGAAAGAUAUCAAUCACUCAUCGUGAACCUGCGGCAAAACGAGGCCGAUUUCGACAAAAUGAGCGACGAUUCGUCGGAACUGAUGCAGAUCAGCGGUGAGACCAGAUUUUCUGUCAGCGUUCAACAAGUCACGUCACGUUUCCAAUCGAUUCAAACAACCGCUAAAGAAUUAGUAAAGAAAUGCGAACAAGCGGUUGUGGAUCACGCCAGCUACUUAGAACGCUAUAAGCAAUGCUCCGAAUGGCUCGCAAACACGAGGGCGCGCUAUCAUUCCACCAGAGAGAAUGCCACUCGUCAAGAACUGAUCUCGAACGUGGACACGUUAAAAGAGCUCUUAGGUCGUCAGUCUUCGUCGACACUCUUGAUAAACAGCACCGUCGAGGCUGGAGAACGAUUAUAUCCGACGACCGGCACCGAAGGCCGAGAAAUUAUUCGUCAGCAACUGCUGGAUCUCCAGCAAGCCUUCGAAGAGCUUUACGACGGCGUCGCGCUGACCGAACGCGAGCUGCAGGCGAAGAUUUCGCGAUGGUCCGGCUUCGACGAGUGCAGCGAGGCCUUCGAGCGAUGGCUGAAGACCGUGGAAGCUCAAUUAAAACCGGAAAUCGAAUUGAAAACCACUCUGGAUGAAAAGCGCGCUCAGCUGCACAUCUACCGCAACAUCCUGCACGACGCUCAGACGCAUCAGCAGGAUCUGCUGGACCUUCGCGACAAGGCGGACAAUCUGCCCGAACGUACAAACAAAAUUGACCAGACACUGAACAGUUUGACGAACAGGUACAACGUGCUGCUGAAACGCGCGACCAAGUUCGUGGAGAAGUACGAGGGUAUAGUGAGCGAUCAUCAGCAGUACAGCAAGGCCGUCCUCGACACGCACGAGUGGUUGGACGCCACGCACAACGCCGUGAGUCUCUGGGGCGACGUGGAGCUGGAGAGAGUGUCGCUGCACACGAAUCUGGACCGUCUGAAGAAUCUGCUGAACAGCUUGCCGGAGGACGAGCCGCGGGUGCAGCAGAUCAGGUCGCUGGGCGAGAAGGUGAUACCCGGCACUCUCGAGUCGGGCCAGGUGAACAUCCGCGCGCAGAUCGACUCCUCGCAGCAGGAGUGGGAGGGCCUGAUCUCCGCCGUCAAGUCCACCAUCGAGGCGCUGGAGAACAAGCUUCAGCAGUGGAGCGAAUUCGAGACGUCGAAAGAGCGAUGUCUGGCGUGGAUGCGCGACACCGAUACAAUAUUGCACGCCGUCGAUCUCAAGUCCACUCUGGCGGAGAAGAAGAACCAGCUGGAGAAGCUGCGCGCUCUCCAAGGCGAGAUUCGCGCGAAAGAGCUGGAAAUCGACGCCGUCGCCGAACGAGCGCAGCAGCUUCACAAGAACGCCACAUCUCGCACUUCGCACAUGUCGGAGCUGAGUAUCAAGUACCAGCAGAUCUCCAGCAAGGUGAAGGAUCUUAACAACCGGUGGCAUCAGUACGUCGCCACGCAUCAGGACUUCGACAACCAAUUAGCCGAGUGCACCACAUGGCUGGAGGAUAUUAAAAAUAAACUGGCAUACUGCUGCGAUUUGAGCGCGACCUCGCAGAAAGAUCUGGAGCAGAAGAUGGACAUCGUGCAAGAUUUGUUGUUAUACAAGGAGGACGGAUUCGCGAAAGUUCAGAGUAUCGUCGAACUGGCGCAAGCUGUCCUGGCGAACACAGCUCCGGCCGGUCAUCAGACGAUCAACGACGCUUUGGCGAGGCUUCAGGAACAAUGGAGCGCCCUGGCGUCGAAGAUGCUGGAAACUAAGACGAAUUUGGACGACUCGAUAAACAAGUGGGCCGGCUUGCUGGAACAAAUUCAGUCUGUCAACAAGACAGUCGAGUACAUGCAGAUGUCGAUCGACGAAAUCUCGCAGUUCCAGACGACGAUGUCGGAGAAGAGAAAUCAGCUGGAGCGAAUCAAAACGCUCGAGGAGAAGGUUCGCUGCGAAAACAUCGAAGUCGACAGUCUGAAAUGCAAGGUCGCCGAGAUGAUCGCGAGCGGUCAGCAGGGACUGGCCGCCUCGCAAGCUCAAGACAUACUGAAUCGCUUCGACGAGCUUUUCGAAAAGAUCAAAUCCUUGCUGGCCGAACGGGAGGAGCAGUACAAGGAUCAUCGGCUUUACAAAGAAGCGCACGACGAUCUUAUCGGCUGGCUUAGCCGAGCGCGCGAAAAGAUACCGUCCAUGAAGCAACGAUCGCUCAGCGACAAGCUGGCGAUCGAGAACGCGGUGGUGCCGCUCGAGAGUUUGUUGAAUAAAAAGGCUCAGGGCGAACUGUUGGUGGAGCAUUUGCAGCAUACUGGAAAAGUCGUUUGCGCCAGCACGAGCCCCGCCGGACAGGAAGUCAUCAGAAAUGAAAUACGAGCGCUUACGGAAAGUUUCGAGGGCCUGUUCAAAGAAAUUCAACAGCAGAAGAAUCAACUGGAGGCUACCGUGAGCCAAUGGCGCGACUACAAGGAUGAAUACGAGAGGCUGAGCGAUUGGUUGCAGCAGUUCGACAUUCUCAUCAAGGCCCAGAAAAAUGCUCUUUUGCCGAAUCUGAAGGAGAAGGAGAAGCAAGUGCAGGAAGUGAAAGAGUUACUCGAUAAUCUGAUAAAAGGCCAAGAGCAGAUCGAUAAAUUCAACAAAACGGCUGCCGGCCUGCUCUCGUCUCACCUGGACACUUACGUCAACAACCAGCUGCGGCAUUUGAAUUCGCGCUAUCAGGUGCAGGUGAACCUCGCGAAGGACGUACUGAACAAGGUUGAGACUAAUCGGGCUCAGCAUCAGGAAUACGAGAGCAAUCUUGAAAAGGCUCGCGACUGGAUCAAGAACGCGAAACAAAUCAUACGGCAAGGAACAGAGGCGGCUUCGAGCAGCAGUCGCGAGGAGUUGCAGAGCCGACUCGAUAAGAUCCAGGAGUUGUUGAGGAAGCGCGAGGAGGGCCAGAAUCUGGUGCAUCUGACCGUGAACUGCGGCGAGAAGGUGAUGAGAAACACGCGAUCGGACGGCCGCGAGGAGAUCAACGCGCAAUUGAAGGAGAUUCAAAACGACUGGGAGCGCCUGGUGAAGAAGAUUUCGACCACAAAAGUGCAGCUUGAGACAAGCCUGUUGCAGUGGGCCGACUACAGCUCGUCGUAUUCUCAGCUGCAGCAGUGGAUCAACGAUCGCGAGGCCAAGCUGCAGCAGGUGUGCGAGCAGAAGGUCUCGAAAGCGCGAAAGGGUCUGGCCGGACUCAGCUCCUUGGCGAUCGGAGAAAGGAAGGCGAAUCUGCGGCAGACAAACAGCAUCGUCCAGGAUAUCGUAGCGUUCGAACCUAUGAUUCAUUCGGUCACCACGAAAGCCGAAGAUCUGCAGCAAGCGACGCCGGCCACGGAGAUCUCGAUCAAGUACGAGACUCUGAGCAAGCAGGCUCAAGAGUUGUACGCGAAGCAGAAGGAGACCGUCGAGCAGCAUCAGGCUUUCAUCGACAGCGGCAAUGAAUUUGUCCAGUGGAUACGAGCGGCUAAGGAGAGACUCGGGAAGUGCUCAGAGCCUACGGGAGACAAAGAGUCCCUGGCCAGCAAAAUUACGCAGCUCAAAGUUUUACAGAGCGAAUUGCCCGAAGGUCAAAAGAAAUUGGAGAAAGCUCUGGAACAAGGCAACGCUGCCUGUCAGAUCGCGGAUGCCGAGGAUAAAGAGAUAAUCGAGGAAGAAGUCGCACUGUUGCAGGAAGAAUACGAUAACUAUGUAGAAUCGUUAAAUAACACAAAGAGUUUACUAGAGAUUGGUAUAGUAAAGUGGACCGAAUAUGAGGAUCAAUUUUCCGAAGCUACAGAAUGGCUCACGCAAACUGAGCAGCUGGUUCAGACGUUUAACAAAUUACAAGACAGUCUGGAAGAGAAGAAGAACGUUCUAGAGCAAUUCCAAGUUCAUUUACAAACAUUGUUCGACUGGCAGAAGGAACUGGAUUGCUUGAACAUGAAAGCUCAGAUGCUGCUGGAGACAUGCGCCGACACGAGAAUUUCGAACGCCAUAACGCAACUGACUACCAAAUACAACACACUCCUGUCCCUUGCUAAAGAAAUUAUGCGGCGAUUGGAGUUGCAUUAUCAGGAGCAUCAGCAACACAAUACCUUAUAUCAAGAAUGUCAAGAUUGGAUCGAGCGUACGCGAGACAAACUGAACGAAUGCAAGGAGAUUCCUAGCACGCUGACCGAAGUUAACAAUAAAUUACACACAUGUAAAGCCAUUCGGCAGACAUUGGAACAAGGGCAGAACAAACUGCGUUACGCUUUGGAAUUAAAAGAGAAAGUUAUCAUGAACACCGAACAAAAUGGCGCGGCAAAGAUACAAGAGGACACCGAGAAUCUGAAGAGCGAAUUCGAUAAGUUGCUGGCCGACGUCGAAGAUGUCAGGCAGAGACUCUCGGCAAGAGCGGGCAUGUUGGAGGAGCUCAACAAGAUUCACCGACUUAUCUCAGAUUGGUUGGAGGAAGUGGAAGGCAAGGUUCAACCGGCAGACGUAUGUAGGAACGAUCUUAGCGAGAAACGCGCUCUGCUGGAAAAAUGUAAGGUUUUGCAAAGAGACAUUCACGGUCAUAGCGAGACGGUGGAUCGCUUAAAAACUCGCCUCAGUGAGAACCCCAGCAUAUCGACGAGUCCUUACGAAUCGACUAUCGACAAGUACGAAAGCUUAAAGAAGCUGAUUUCCGAAAAGAUUCGUAAUCUAGAAGAUCAAGUCAAGGAUCACGAAAGAUUCCAGCAGGCUCUGAACGAGGCAGGCGACUGGGUGCGUCGCACGAAAGUCGAGCUUCAGCAGUACAGCGACACGCACGGCGAAAAGGAGCGGAUCGUCGAGAGGGAAAAUAAAAUCAAUCAGAUCAUUUCGUCGUUGCCGAAGGGCGAUACGUUGAUUUCAAAGGUGAUCGAGUUGAGCGACGUCGUGAUCGCCAAGACCGGCCCCGAGGGUCAAGAUUCCAUCAAGCAGGACAUGAAACAGAUACAGGCCGACUGGAAGUCCCUGCAGGCUCAAUGCCACGAUUCGCAGCGCACGCUCGCCAAUUGCAUCUUGAGCUGGUCUCAAUUCACGAACGCGCUGGACGCCAUGAAGCGGUGGAUAGAUCACUUCCAGAAGAAGAUCGCGGACGAGCAGACGAAAGAGAACAAGACCCCGGAAGAUCUGGAGCGCUGCAAGCGUUUGGUGGAGGAGACGAUUAAGCAGAAGCCAGUUCUGGAAGAUUUGAACGACAAGUGCGAGGCUCUGUUGGAGAUCAGCGCUUGCAGCUGGGCGCGGGAUAAGACGGUGCAGCUACAGUCGGCGUACACGUCGCUUCUGACUGACGCGCAGGGUCUCGUGUCGAAAGUGGAGAAGAAUCUAGCGGACCACACUGAGUUCUUGAAAGCCAAGAAGGAGCUCGAGGAUUGGCUGCGCACAGCACACGGCUCGGUGGAAGACUGCGUCGGUGUGGGUGACGUAGCUUGGGCCAAGGAUAAAUUAGAAACUCUGCGACUGGUUGCGACGCGCGUGACGGAAGGUCAACAUUUGCUGUCGACGCUGCAGAACGCCUUCGCGAAGGCAAUCAACGUGGCUCUUCCAGAGCAGCAGGAUCAGUUGCGCUCGGACAUGGCGAAUCUACGUUCCAGUUGGGAACAGUUGAGCAUAGAUCUCAACACGGUUCAAGCCAAAGUGAAAUCAGUUCUGAGUCGCUGGGAGGAUCAUGCGGAGGCCUACGGCAGAUUUGCGAGAUGGUUGGAAGAAAACGAGAGCGUCGUCCGCGGUUCUCCGGACACGAAGGGCGAGCUCGGCGAGAUGAAAACAAUGCUCGAGCGGUACAGGCACAUUCAAGAAGAGGUGCGCGACCGGAAGUCCGACCUGGAUCAUUUGAUAGCGGAGGCGACGGAAUUAUCGGCGUGGGCGAAGAACAACGCGCCGUUGAACGAGACGAAGCAACUCCUGGACCGAUGGCAGGCGCUGGGCAAGCUCGUCGGCGAAAAGAGGAAGCUCGUGGAGAACGAAAUGCACGAGUACAGCGCGUAUCACGCCGCUCUGCAAGAGACGGAGAAGUGGCUGUUGCAGAUCUCCUUCCAGCUGAUGGCUCAUAAUUCUCUCUACAUCACGAACAAAGAGCAAACGCUCGAGCAGAUCAAGCAGCACGAAGCGCUGCUGGCUGAGAUUCAAAAGUAUCAGGAGGUGCUGGACGAACUGAAGGCGAAGGGCCACGGCCAGAUAAAUCGAUACGUCGGCGCGAAUCCCGCCAUUAAAUCGACAAUAGAGACGCAAUUGCAGAACGUUCAGGACAGCUACAAUUCGCUUCUGAACACCGCGCUGCAAAUUAAGAACAGACUGGCGGAAUCUUUGACCAAAUUCCAGGAGUACGAGAAUACUCUGGAGAGUAUCAUGAAGAAUCUGGACGCGUAUGAGACAGAAAUGGCGCAAGGACUGGACGUUCCGCUGGAUAAUCUGACGUACGCCGAGCAGAGCCUCGAGACUGCUCGCAUUCUGCACAACAAACUGCAAGGCGAGAAAGCUCGACUGGCUCUGGCCGUGGAAGCUUGCGAAGCCGCGGCGGCGUGCGUCUCCAGGCCUGGAAGUCCUCUCGACGCUCCGCCGAUUCAAGUUCCCGCGAGAGAAGUCGAAGUUAGAACGAGACUCGACGAUCUCAUCGAUCAGAUGCAAACGCACUUGGCGAACGUGACGAAGACGGUGGGCGAGCUCGAGGAACGAUCGCGGCAGAAGAAUGCGCUCCGCGCUUGGAUCAAUCAGCAACGUGCGCUCUGCGCCGAAUGGAAGUCGCGACCGGCGAAACUGAGAUCGGAGGCCGCCCAGGCCGAGCUGCAGGCGAUGAACGAGGUGCUCACCAACGUAGGCGAGCGUCGCGCUCGCGCAUUGACGGAACUGUCGAUGCACGAGGAGGACAACGACAUCGAAGAAGAACUGAACAAACUGGAGGCCGAGCUGACCGACGCUAUCGCCGGCAAGCAAGCGGCGCAGGAUCUCAUCCAGAAGUACAGAUCGCAAGUGCAAGAUAUACAAGCGUGGUUCGAUACUCUAUCGAAGAAGGUCGAUGUGAUCGAGAAGGGCAGCGGACUCACCAUCAGCCAGAAGAUCUCGAAUCUGAAGAACAUCACGGCCGAGUUCGAGUCUCAGGGACCGGAGAAGCUGGCCGAGAUCAAGAAACUGGGCGACCAGGUGAUGGAUUCGGUCAGCAAUUUGGACUCCCAACAGAUCGAGGAGCAAAUUAAAUCGGUGGAAAGACGGCACGCGGACAUUGGCAAGAAGCUGCAGAGAAAAGCUCAGGUACUGGACAUGACGGCGCAGGGCAUCGAAGCGACCAGGCGGGAGAUCGAGGAGAAUCGCGAGUGGAUCGAGCAAAGAAAGCAGCAGAUAAAAAUGCCCGAGCUGCUGGGCUUCGAGAGCAAACAGGCGGAAGAGAGACUUCUUUCUCUUAAGGCCAUGCUGAAAGAAGCGGACGGAAAGCAAUUGAUCAUAGACACGCUGGAGAAGAGAGUUGGAAAUAUGCAGAACGAAUUGGAGACUAGCGAGCAGCAGCAAUUGGAAGCUGACACGAAGGCGUUGCGCGGCGAGCAGGUUGAGUUGUGCACCCUCUUGAGGGAAGAAAUAUCCGUCGCGAGCGCGGCGGCUGACGCGCGUCGCAAAUUGGAGGCCGACAUCGAACGCGCCCGAAAUUGGAUACGAUCGAAAGGCAACGACUUGAAGAAGCUGAGCGGAUACUUGCCUUUGAAGGCUUCCAAGGUCGAGCAGGAUAUCGCGCAGCACAGCGGACUGAAAGCGGAUAUCAACUCCUUCAACGAGAGCAAUCUGAAAGAUAUUCUUAAACAAGGAAAUAAUUUACUCAAAGACUGCAACGCGGAAGGUCGAGCCAAACUGCAGGCCCUUCUCGAUGAUCUAGUCAAAGAUUACGAAGAGUUGAAGAAAGAAGCGAAAGAGAAGCAGGCCUCGCUGGCAGAUCUUCUUCAAGGGCGCAAGGCUUUCGAGAACGAAUUGGACAAGUGUCAACGAUGGAUUAAAGAAGCUGAAGUGGCCACCUCUACCGAACUGCGCCCUUCCAAUCUCGACAUUCUUCGGGAACAACUUGCUAAGUACGAUCGGUUGAAAAAAGAGGCGCAAGAGUAUGGCGACGACAUAGAAAAGAUAAACCAGCAAGGAAAAUCGAUCUUGCCGACCAUCAGCGACGCCGACAAGCAGGAGCUGAGCGAACAGUUGAGAAACAUGAAGGAAGCUCACGGACGAGUAGCCGGUGUAAUAAACGAGAGAGCGGUCGCGCUUCAAAAGAACAUAGACGAGGCUGAAGAAGCUGCCGCGCGAGUUGCAGAGGCGAUACAAUUCAUGACGGACAUACAGAAAGAGCUUCACGAUCUAAACAAGCCGAUCGGCGCCCGCGUGGAAGACGUGGAGGGAAUGUUAUCUGCUUACGAAAGGAUUCUCGACGACCUCAAGGCGAACAAGGCCAAAUUAUCUGACCUGCAAUCGGCUAAUGUGGGCAAUCUGCACGGCGUGCUAGCUCAACAGGAUGAUCUGAUAAGAGCUCUCGAGGCGCAGAUAGCGAAGCUUCGUCAACUGCUGCUACUGCGACAACAAUUUAUCGCUUUAAUCGCGGAGAUCACCACCUUUAUCGCCAAAUAUACCGAAAUCAUCAGAGAUAUUGAGAAAUCCGGGCAAACGACCGAGGAAAAAAUCAAAAGGUAUGACGACGCUAUACUGAAGAUUCAGGAAUGCGAGGCCACUCUCGCCAGCGCGACGGACAAGGGACAGCAAAUAGCGGCGGAAGGUUCGGUCGUGGACAGAAACAACAUAACGGAGCAACUGCAGUCGUUGAAACAGCAAUUGCAGGCCCUUCGCAGGGCGGUGGAGAUGCAGAGGGAGCAGCACGAGCUGGCCGCGGCCGAGCAUCGGAGGCUCGCCAGCGAACUGGCCGAAAUCCUCAACUGGCUCGAGAGCAAAGAGAAAGAAGUCAAGUCCAGACCGCUGCUGGAAAGAGAUCCCACCAGCGUCGAGGCGGAAUUGAAGAAACACCAUGAGCUCUGCGCCGGUGUGAACGAGCAUCUCGACAGGAUCAAGGAUCUGAAGGAAUCAGUGCGGCACGAGGAGGGAAUGCCGGGUUCCUUGAAAGAGAUGCUGAGCGAAGCUGUGUCCCUGCUGACGUCCUUGCCGCGAGAGAUGGAGGAGCGUGGAAAUUAUCUCGAGAGUAAUAUGCAGAUGAGGCUGGAUUACGCCGCCCUCACCGACAAGCUUCACAACUGGGCGCGCGAAGCGGAAAUACGGCUGGAGAGCAACAAGGAGGGUCUCGAUUUCGAAAAUAUUCUUAGCGAUUUGGAAGAGCACAAGAUAUACUUCAGCACUGAGCCAUCGAUACGCGAGCUCGUGUCGCAGCAGAUUCAACAAGCGGCUGAUAAAAUCUGGCCGUCCCUGGACAGUUACGAGCAGGAGGAGCUGAGCGCCCAGCAGCAGCAGCACACGCAGCUGCUUAAGAACACCCUCAAUACAGCCAAGUCGCAACGUUCGCGUUUGGAACAGGGUGCCGAGAUGUGGAGGGAUUACACGCAGAGCCUGGAACGUGUCCGCGCUGUUAUUAGCAGAACCCGAUUCACGGAUGAACCGGUCACCACACUAGCCGGCUUGCAGUUCAACAUUCAGAAGAUCACGCAUGCCCUCAACGAUAUUCAGAAUCAACAGUUCGAACUGGAUCUCUUGAACGAUCGCGGACGAGAGGUUCUCCGACUGGCGGACGCCAACAACAAGAAAACGAUAGAAUCGCAACUGUCCGAGAUCAGUUCGGAGUGGCGCGAGCUAGUUUCUGGUCUCGAAGGGCGUAGAGACGCGCUCGAGGCGCUUUCGCAACAUUGGGAAGAUUUAGAAGCGCAAUGGGCUAUCGUCGAAACGCGAUUGACGACGAUCGAGGAGAAAAACAAACUCGUCGACACGGUGGUGCGAUCGAAGCAACAUCUGCACGACGUCAUUAAAGCAUUAGAGGAAUCGGUGACGGAGGCCGAGAAGCUGAAACCUGUAACGGAGGAAAUAAAAAGCUUGGCAGGACCUGUGCUCUCAUAUCUCGCAGUGUUUACGGAAGCGCCGGCACGAAGUCUCAAGGAGCGGCUCGAGAAAUUGCAGAAAUCGGCUGAAUCACUCGUCGGCUCGCUUCGUGGCAAGUCCGAGAAGGCGAGCGAAGACUUGGAGACGCUCGAGAACGUCGAGCGUGAGAUCGAGCGGCUGCGGAAGCGGCUGAGCGAGGCGCGCGAAAGCGCCACGUGCUUCUACGUAUACGGCGUUGAUCAAGACGCGACCGAGGCCGAGCUGGGCGAGCUGCGCUCGCAAGUCGAGGACCUCGUCGACACCGCGAAGAAGUUCUCAGGAAGCAUUAAGGCGCGGUACCAAGCUAGCCAGCAGCUGGUACCGAGUGACAUCACCCAGCACCUGACCGCACUCGAGCUCUGCGCCGAGGCGACGGCACAGGCGAUGGAGGAGAAGCAGAGGGAGCAGAAGCGUGCCAGGACCACCAGGUCGGACUAUCUGGCCGACGUGGACGAGGUGCAGGCAUGGAUACGCCAGGCCGAGCUGAAGGUGCAGGACAGAUCGGUGGAGCCGGCCGUCCUCAGGGAGCACCUCAGGCAGAUACAGAACGAGCUGGGCACGAUUAGCGACAAGCUCGAACGACUGACGAAAAACGGGCAAACCAUCGUCAAGAACACGAGAGACGACGCUGAGAAGGAGCUGAUUAACAGCACGAUCGCCAAUCUCACAGAGCAACUGGCGCAGGUGAGGAGCUGGUUGGAGGAGAAGCGACAGAUCGUGGGUGACACUCUGGACGCCUGGCAGAGGUUCCUCACGCUUUACGAAGCCGUCAAGGCGUGGACGGCCGAGAAGAGACAGUUCCUAGUCGAGCCGCUGAAGCUCAGCACGCUCGCGCAAGCCCGACAAAGACUGCACGAAUACUCGACCGCGGUCAAGAGCUGCAAGCAGGUGAACAAAAAUCUCAGCGACAUGGGCAGAGAAUUGGAGAACAUCGGCCAGGUGACCAGCGUGGGCAAUUUGCCGGAAAAGCUGGCCGAGGCGGAAGAGGGCAAAGUUCAGGUCGAGGGUCAGCUGUUGGAGAGGAACGCGCUGCUGCAAGAGGCCAGUGAAGAAUGGGAGCAGUGCGAGAGGAAGAUGAAGGACGUGCGCGGCUGGAUGGAGAAGGCCAGGCAGACGCUGGAGUCGCCGCAGAACAAGAAGAAGCCGUUGCGCGAUCAGCACGCGAUUCGCGAGAAGAUGCUCAGCGACAUUGCGAUCCAAAAGACGAAAAUUACGAUCUCGGUGGAGAAGCUCGAGGUGCACUUCAGAUCCGGCAUCGGCGGCGACAAUCGGGUCAAGGACACCGCCGACGACCUGAUCGCCGAGCUUAGCGCCCUUCACAGCACCGUCAAGGAGCAAGCGAGUUCUCUGGAAGUCUGUCUAGCGCAGAUCGAUCAGUAUCAGCAGGAAAUUCAACAGUUGAGGCAGCAUAUCGUGCAGGUGGAGCAGCAGCUCAGGACGGUGCUCAGCCCGACGUACAUGCCGAACGAUCGGGAGAAGGCUCUUCAAGAGCAGCAGAGCCUGCAGCAACGGACGGAGGGUUGGAAGCAGCGCAGCAAGAUGCUGGCGGAUCAGAUACACGCGGUGGAUCCGUACUACGUACCCGCCAGCGAGUGCCGGUUCAUCGGUCAAGCCUCGUACGCCGAUAUCGCAGCGGGGCGCACAAAUAGUCCGAACUCGAGAAGCUGCAGCCCGUACAGGCAGCAGCGGGACGCCACCCCUCCCACGCCGGCUACGCAAUUGUUACGUCCUACGGCUAUACGGGCUCAGAAGUUGACCGCCGUGGAGUGUCCGCCGUCGCACGAGGCGCAAGUCUCGAAGACGCGGGCGCAGGAGAGCGACGCGAGUCUGAGCAAACCGCCGCAAACGGUGGCGCACGUGCGCACGGUGGACGAUCAGGGCGCGAUCGGCGCGAAAGAGAGGCAGCCGGACGCAUCCGAAGUCGUCGUCGUCGUCGUCGGGUCGCCGACGGCUCGUCGCGGAAGAUCGCCUACGCGCAAGACAAAUUUGCCCAGAGCGAAAGAUCCGCAAGCGUCGAGUCAAAGGGAGGAACGUGAAAGGUACGAUGAUUCUCGACCCAGGCGGGAAGUGCGAGCGGAGGCCGCGAGGAAUACGCUGGCACCGCGCGAAGAGCGAAGAGGCCGUUCGCCCAGUCCCAUGUGGGUCCCCGGCUCCACCUCUUACGCCGACAUUCUUCGGGGAUGUGCACAGACGACGCAGGUGAACGUCGCUCCCGCCGCGGAGCCGCCUAGGCAAGAGAUGGUCCCUCUGUCCGCGGAGUCUCGACGCGGUCAGGCUCCACGCGCGGAACAGGUCGCCGUGGAGGUCGCCGAGGACGAGGCUCGAGUCACCGAGAUUCAGCAGAUCGCGCCGACGCAGGAGACGCGGGUGAAGAGCGUGCAGAUCGCGGAGGCUUACUGCCAACCGUCUGAGGUCGCCGAUGAGAAAGCGGAAGAGCAGAGCUACGUCGAGUCGACUAAUUGGGCUGACGAGCCCUUGGAGGAGUACGACGUGCUGCACGUCGAACCUUACGAGAACGUGCCGGGGCAGCCGCAGCCGGCGGAGAUCUACGACUACAUGAUAGCGGAACCGAUGCCAGAACUAGUGGGCUUUAUCGGAUCGCAACUCGGCACGUAUCCGGUCAGCUCGUACGUUUACGCGCCGCCAGGCCAUCAUCAGCAGGUGCAACAGAUCGAGGCGAUGAGCCUGCAUCCGUACAACAACGGCGCGCUGGCUUACACGCCGGAGCACUACGUCGCGCAGACCGCGUAUCUUUCAGCGCCGGAUCUUUAUCAGCAGACCGCGAUGCAGCAGCAGCAGCAAUGUCCUACGAGCGAUGUGAGACACGCGACUUCGAUGCUGGUGGAGAAACCGGUUGAGGUAACCAGACAGCCGGAAGUUCCGAAAGACGCGAUCGUGACUAAAACCAUUGAGCAAGCGCCCGAACAGGAAGAGUCUGCAAAUAUUGCGAAUGUAGAAGCGACAAGUAAAACGGAAGGCAAGGAUGCGUCGGUGUCGAGCAAUGUCGAAACCAAAGGCCAAACCUUCUCGUACGCACAAAUACUUUCGCAGGGACUCAGCCAGCGCGUUACGCCGACGAACAUCGCCAAUAAGUCGUCAGCCGCGAAUAAUCAGGGCAAAGAAAGAUCUUAUUCGCCAAAGGAUUCUCUGUCGUCUCGCGAGUUGUCGCCGUUGCAAGAAUCGAAAUCCGACCAAGACUCGCAAGUGUCGAUCGCGAAAUCUGAGCAAUUUAAACAGCCUAAGGUAAAUGACUGGGAUACGAUGAAAAAACGGGAGGUCAAAAAAAGACAGCAGCAAUCAAAUGACAAACCCAAAACGACAGAUGAGAAGAAACCUCGAAAACCUGUCGAUAAACCGAAGGUCGAUAAACCUGUCGAGAAACAGAUAAAGGAAAAAUUAAGUCCGCCGAAGCAGUUAGCGAAGGAGACGCAAGACGAAUCAAUGCCUGAUAAAAUCAGCGAUAGCUCAGCAAAUAAAGAAGAAAAACCAAUGCAGCAAGAAAAGCAAACGGUCGAUUCGAUAGAUGCAAAUCAAUCGCAGGAAAAGAAACGCAAGCAGAAGAAAAAGAAAGUAGAUAAAUCAGUGGGAGACGAAAUCGACAAAGCGCUUAAAGAGAUCGAAGAUAUGGAUAAGCAGAAAGCAAAAAUUCAGAAAGAUAAGCCUAAAGAACAAAACAAGGAACAAAACAAACCUCAUGAUUCGGUCAAUGAGACGCCCGAAAAAUCUAAAGACGAAGCCAACAAAAAACAGAGCAAGUCUGGCGAAAAGUCCAAGAAAUCAGAAAAAUCGAAAGAAAUAACGAAAGUAAAAGAAAGUACGUCUAUUGAACAAGUAACAUUGCCGCAGAUCAAAGCAGAAGAUCAAAAUAUUCCAAAAGAUGAGAUUAAAGAAUCAGAGAUUAAAAAAGAUAUAAAAGAUGUAAAAGCUUCAGAUUCCAAAAACGAAGAAGAAAUCCGAAAAGAGAUUCCCGAGGAAAUUUUGAAAGAGCAAAUUUCUCAAGCCGGUAAAAGUGUCCAUAUCAAUUCCGACAAAUCCGACACUAAAACAAAACGUAAGAACAAACCAGGUAAGAAUACAAAAGACAAGGAACAAAGCGGAGAAUCUUCGGAGAACAAAGUUCAGCAGCAAUCUGAUAUUUUGAGUGAUAAGAGAAAAGAUAAAAUAAAUGUUAUCAAUGAAAGCAGCGUGGCAGAGAUCGUAAACUUAUCAGUUACUCCAAAAAGCGAGUCGGAAAGCACAGACGAAAAACUAAGCACGGCUACGAAGAAUGAAAGCAUGAAAAAGCAGAAAGAUGCUUCGAAGAAAGAGAAGAACAAGACGAAAUCGAAGGAGUUAAAACUGGAAACUAAAAAUAAUAAUAAAAAUCAAGAGAAACUCGAAAACGGUACCAAAGAGAUAGUUGACGAUAAAUCUCUGAAAUCAAUUGAGCCAGUAAUUGAGAUUGAAAUCAAAGAUUCUAAAUCAAAGGCACCGGAAACCGCUAAUGAAGUAAAUGGCAACGUGAAGGACAAAACUAAUUCUCGAAGAAAAGAUAAGAUUUCUAAAAAUAAAGUAAAAUCUGAGACCGCUGUCGAUCGUACAUCAUCGAUAAUUCCGACAAGCAAAAUUCCAGAUGAGACCGAAACGAAUCUAAAUGAUACAGAAAAUCUUCCAAAGAAAGAAAUUCUUCCAAAAGCGGAACAGAAAGCAGAAAAAUCCAACGAAGUUAAAUUUGUGGAAACGACAAUGAUAAUUACUGAUAAAACCGAUCUGAAAGAAAUUCCAAAAGAAUUGCUGCCUGAAACAGUUCAACAAACACCGGAAAUAAUACAAACUGAUAUUGCGUGCCAAAGUGAUAAAACGGAACAUGACGAAACUAAAGUUGAAAAAUCAACAGAACGCAAAGAAGCGAAAGAUCACCAAACGGAUACCGAAUUAAAAACGACAAGCUCUACAGUCGAGAUUUUAGAAAUUGCAGAUACGAUUGAUGAGAAUAAGGCUAUUAAUAAAGAGAUAAUUGAGACAACUGAGAAACAAGAGGCGGAAAAACGUCAGAUGAAAACGAAAAAACAGAAAAAAUCCGAAAAAGCAAAAUCUAAUGUUCAAGAUAAAAUAAAAAAGGAUGUCGAAACACCGCAGACCGUCGAAAGCAAAAAUAAAUCUGCCGGAGAGAAAGAUGAACUUAAUGUCGAAUCUUUAACUGCGCCUACAGUAGAAGCGUUCGUCCAAGAGGAAUCUGCGGAACAAUCCGAUUUGGCAGAACAGCAUAUAUUAGUAUCUAAUAGCAGUUGUCCCAUUCAAUCAAAAACGGAUGCUGAAAAUAAAACAGACGAGAGAGAGGACGCAGCACGCGGCCAAGUCAACAAACGUGCGCCAGAAACUUCCUCUAAGAGUAAGAAAAAGAACAAAUCGAAAGACAAAGUUAUCACUCAAUCCACCGCACCGACGCAUAAUAUAAAAGCCACGGAGGAAUCUAAACCGAAAGAUGUGCUUGAAACUGCAAUUGUAGAGCCCGUUGCAUCAAUAAAGGAAGACAUAUCUCGCAAUGAAACUGCAGAGCGCAUCGAAGAUGCUGCUAAAGCGGUGUCCGCGUUGGCUGCAAAAACUAUAUCAGCGCUAGAAACAGAAUUAAUUUCCACGACGCCUGAAAAUGUAACUGAAAUCAUUUCCGUUACAGAAACUUCUCCUAAAAUAUCUGACGUUUCUCCGAAAACGAGUGAUAUCGCUACGAACGUGGAAGAAAAAUGUCAGAUUAUUGAAAACGGAAAACCCGAGCAUUCUAAACGAGAAGCAAUUGUUGAAGAGAUUAAGACCAAUGUGAUCGAUCAAGAAUCUUUAAUAAAAAAGCAAGAUGUCGGAAAAUCGAAAGAUCUUGCAUCCAAAGAAAGAAGACAGAAACGCACGAAGAAGAAGGACCUGUCUUCCAAACAUAUAAUUGAACAGACGAAAGAUUCCUCUUCCCGCGAUGAUAACUUCCAACAGGAAAUCACUCAGGACAGUUCAGCGAAAAGAGAAACAAUUCCGGAGCCUGCAACUUGCGCAGUGGAUCAAAAGUCCGAACAAGAAAAUCUGAGCACGGAACAAUCGUUGCCUGCACAAAUUGAUAACGCCGAAUCGGAAAAAGCGCAACAAUCGCAGAAAAUAAUUGAAAUUGAGUUUAAUCCCAAAGCUUCGAGCGAUUCGGUCGACGAGGCUCGAGUACGCGGAAGGCUCGAGGAAGAUACCACUUUAAAAUCCGAGCAACCGUCUUCGAAAGGGAAGGCUUUGAUCAUAGAGAAGACGGUUACCACCGUAACAACGACCACUAGCGUUCCAGGAUCGGUGAAAGUCAAGCCGACCGACGUGAAGUCCGUUAAAUCGGUGGAGAUUUUAGAAAACAUACCCCUACCCAAAAUUGUAAGCUCCAAAGUUACCGAGUUGAUCACUUUGCGUCCCGAGACCGUAGAGGCUAGUCUUAUCACUACUUAUGCUAGGGUGCCGAACGAUUCUCCCGUUAGUAGCUGUCCGGUGCAGGCGGCGGAUUCUCCAAAAGUAGGUUUAACCUCCCCCGCGGUUUCCACCGAGAACAUCGUGACGAUCGACGAAUCGGUCCUGUUCGGUAGCGUGCAGGAUAGAAGGAAGGUUUGUCCGGGCGUUUCAGAGAGUCGCGAUGCGCCGGUGAUUCCUGCAUUCGAGGAGAGGAAAGGAGACGAUAAUACGACGUCAUCGAAUAAACCCGUAAUUGAACAGGCAAAUCAAUUACAAGCGGAAGUUCCUGAGAAAGAUGGUGCGAAAAAGGAAGAGAUACUUGAUACUCUUUCGCAAAACGAAAAUAUUAAUGACUCUAUUGAAAAAGAUAUUAUCACAUUGACCGAUAACAUUAAUCAAGUCGUGUCAAACAUUCAAGCCGCAAAAGAGGAAAAACGAAUGGAUAAAGUCAAAGUUAAUGAGACGAAAUGUGAAAGUGCAUCCACGAUCGACGAAGAAAGAAGCAAAAAUAUAUCCGAAAGUGUGAAAACAGAAAAGCAAAUAGUACCUGAUCAUUUAUUAGAACUUGUUAAGCCUUACGCUUUGGAUCGCCAUGCUUAUAAUUACGCAGAGAGUAAUUUUUAUCGCUACUUCAAAAUCGUGAAAACGGUAAAAGAGCCGCAGCCGCCUGCCACGUCAAUUCUGACGAGACCAGAGAGCAUAGAGAGAAUUGUACAAGAAUCGGUGAUGAAGCCCGUGGAGCCAGCGAGUCAAAGAAUGCCUGAAGUCGAUUGCAGGAGGCACGCUCUUAUCAUAGAAGCGCCGAAAUAUCCAAUCGUCAAUUUUUACGAAUUUGAAUCGCAAUGGGUCAAAGCUAAAUCCACCCCCGAAACAUCUAUAUCUACAGCAUCUGAUGAUUCUGAGAUAUCAAGGGAAUCUGUAAUUAAAAAAUCUAAAGAAAUUGUCGAAGAAAAAGAAACAGCAAGUGCAAUAUCCGAUCUUAAAGAGGAUGCGGCGUCGAUUAACGUCGAUCGGCUUGAAAUAACAGAAACAAAUGAGAAUUUAGUAUCAAAUGCGUCAGUAACAAUUGCGGAAGUACAAUGCUCAGAAAAUACCUCUAAUCUAUUACUCGAUGAAAGUAAGGAUAAAAAACCGACAAGUGUAGAGCAGUCCGUGCACUUAGUUGCCGACGAUAGCUGGAUGGAUAUUUUGGACGAGCCAAUGGUUAUUGAAGACGAUUUUGACGACACACCCGAUACAGCGUCAUUUACUGAGGUAACAGAUUUAAUCACCACUACCAGUGAUACAACAUCGCAGAUAAUCGACAAAAUUACAAAAGACGUAGCGCCUAUUGAAAACAUGAGUGUCAAUCAACUCACAAAUGCUGGAGAAAUAAUAAAUACACAAGUGGACGAAGCCGUUGUGAAAGAUGAUGUUAAAAUCGAAACAAAACCAAUGUCAUCGGUACAUUUGAAAUCUGAUGAUGAUUGGAUGGACCUUCUCGACGAAGAAAUAACAAUCGAUGACGACUUUGACGCGCCAGAAAUUCAAACAGCGAAGAACGUCACUAUCGAUGAUGAAAUUCAAAAGACGGAAGAAAAGAUUGAAAAGAAAGAACCAACGAUUGAAAUUUUGAAGAAUGCAACUUUAACAGAAAUUGCUGUAAAGGAUGAAUAUCACACUGAUAUAAAAGAUCCUCCGACUUUGCGUGUAGAUAAUGAAAAGCAAAGCGACAAAGCGAAAAAUCAACCAAAGAAAAAGAAAGAAUCGAAAUAUGCUAAAGACGCAAAAGCUAAAGAUCACGCGAAAACUAAAGCGGGAUCCAAGAAGCAGAGUGACGUGGAAAUUAAACCCGAUGCUACUGAAAGCGAUUUAACGCCCGCACAAAGCAACUUAGACAAACACAAAAUAUCGGAAGUUGAUUCUAAAACGAAGGAAAUAGAGAAAUCUUCGAUAGUGAACAAACAACAGACUGAAUCGCCCAAGGAUUCGGAAUCAAAAUCUCUUCCAGGUGAAUCCGUCUUAAAGCAAAAGACGCACGAAACAAUUAGCGAAACGCAUGAGAAACCGUCCGUAAAACACGAGGAGCAUAAACCGAAAUCUAGUAAGAAAUCCAAGAAGCAAAGCGAGAAGUCUGAGCCCAUCCAAGAGAAAUCAGCUAAACGCGAAAGUAAAGUAAAGGAAGACAACGAUGCGCUUGCCUCUAAAGCGACGGAAAUUAAAUCAAAUGUAUCCGAAGGAUCGAUUGUGCAAGAAUUAAAAGAUGACGUGCCCACGUACGACAGUCGAUUAAAUCCGAAUACCAAAUCGUGGGCGGCCAUCGUUGGUACGAAAGGUACAACGGAGAUAGCUGCUGUUUCGAAAGACGAUUCUCCGACAUCCAUCACUACUUGUCAAGAUACAACAGAUAGCGUCACGAACGUUAUAACACAGCCAUCAAUCGAUUCGUGUGAAAUUCCAGUGAAACAAGAACCGCACGUGAUAAGUUUACCUCCGGCAGAAAAGCAAAUAGACAACAAUAUUAUCGAAGAGAAAGAAUUAAAGGAAUUAAAAGCAGCUGCGACGGAUGAGAUCGUCAAGCCGAUCGUAGAAAAAUCUAUUGAAUCGCCGAAGCAGCUCAAAGAUGGGAACAAAUCUUACGCGCAAGUCGCAGCCUCUUCCCGACGAACUCCUCCGCAAGUUUCUCAAGAGGAAAUAUAUUUAAUUAAACCUAUUCCGCUGAAAUCUGAUCAUAAAGUGAUCGAUGUAAGAACAUCUGCUGCCAACAAGGCGUGCGAAAGUUUGAAUGCAGAAAAAUCGCAAAGUCCAGUCGAACGAGACAAUCAACAAAUUGAUAAAACAGCGGUACAGCAAUUGCCCGAUCACGAAACGACGACUGCAAAAUCCGCUCCUCAGAAGGAAUUAAUUUCUUGGGUGGAAGAAGUGGAGGAAGAGGCAUCGGCCAUUCCACCCAAUCCUAUUAGUCCGCCUGUCGAAAUCAAAGAUAAUGAAACGCACGCAACAUUGGAAGCAAGUACGUGGGCCGCGAUAGUCGGUAAAAAGUCUGUGGAAUUGCCAGAAAUUAAUAAUACUCGUAAUCUCGAACAAAAUCUUCGUAAACCGGAGCAAACUGGUGAGCAACGGCCUCCGACGCAGGUCAAGAUUUAUGUAGAGGAGACUCCUGAACAAGAGCCUAUAGAAAAAUUGGUGCAAGUAGACAAACAAGGUUUUAUAGAAUUUGUAAAUCGAAAGGAAUUGCGAUCGAGACGUUCGAGAUCGCGUUCUCGUAGUGCUAGGCGAGACGACGGACACGCAAUCGCAGAAAUCUCAGAUUCGAUUAAAGACAAAGAGACAAAAACGUUAGAUGCAGAAUCUCAAAGUAAUGAAAAUGAGAAUAAGCAACCUGUACAAAAACACGAGGAUGAACAAAAAACAGUUGACGCAAAGAGCGACGAGUCGGCGAAAACUAAAGAGCGUGAUGAGCGAGAAAUUGCUGUAGCGUCUGAAAAGACAACUGCAUCUAAAAGUAAAGAUAAAGCCAAGCAGAAAAAAGACGCGAACGAACGUAAGAAGGAAAAUAAAAGACAACCUUCGGAGAGCGAAGCUCUAAGUGCUGAGGGUGAAAAUAUUCGAGAAACAAAACCCGAGGAUGAAACACCUAAAGGCAAGAAGAAUAAAUCUAAAAAGAACAAAUCUGCUAAGGAUCAAGUGAAACAACAGACUGAAAUUAAUGAACAGAAGCAAAUGGAAAAACCGAAAGAAGUUGAAAAGUCUGCAAAUGAAAAUAAAACAUCUGGUGAGAUUCCAUUAGAAAACGCCGCGACUGAAAGUCAAGAAGCUAAAAGUAUUCGCGAUCAACCAACUAAAGAGGCAAAGUUAAUUAAUGAUACAGAGAAUGCACAAGAAAAGGGUAAAGAUGUGGAAACGCCAGUCAUGGAACACAGUAAUGUUACGAGAUCUAAGAAGAAGUCGAAAAAUAAAAGGGGAAAAGUCGUGCCUGAGCCGCUUGAAAAUAUUCCUGACACAUGUAAAACGACAGUUAUAGCUGGAGAUUUCGACGGGAAAAUAGAAUCACAAAUGGAACCAAAAUUAGAUGACGAAAUAAAAAUAAAACUCACGGAAGCAAUUACUACAAAUAUAACGUACAACGCAUCAGCAGAUGCAGAAAGUGAAAAAACAGAGAAAGCGAAUAGACAAGAAGAUACUGUGUUUGAAACUGCAGAAAAAAAUGUUGAACAGACGAUAAUCGAAGAACCGAAAGAUAUAGAAGCAUGCAAGGAAUCUCAUCAGGAAAAAACGGAAGAAAACGUAGCGGAACAAAAAGAAAUUCUUAAACCCACGAAAUCGGAGAAACGAAAACAGAAGAAAAAGGCGAAAACUUUCCCGCGAAGCGAAAUAACUGAAAAGAAAGAAAUUGAACAUGCGAAAGAAGACGUUGCUCAAGAUGAAUCAAUUGAUCAAUCCAGUGAGAAAAAUAUUGUUGAACACAUCGAAAUCGAUGAGACAAUUAAAGCGACAGAAGAAAGCGUAAAUAUUGCUCCAUCGAAAGAUAAACUAGAUACGUCUCAAUUAAAGGAGGAUGAUAAAUCGAUAAUUGAAAUACAAACCGUACAAACAGAGGAAAUUAAGAAAUCCGACGCUACAAUCGAAAAUAAAACAUCACUUCCACAAAUAACUCCGACAGGAGACAAGCAAAAACACAAAAGCAAAUCCAAAUCGAAAAAAGAGAAACGACAAGACGAUAAAACCAAGUCUCUAGAUUUUACGGCUGACUCUAAGAAUAUCGAAACUCCAUCCGUUGCGGAAGACACUGAGAUUAUUAAUGUCUCUAAAGACGUAGUAACAUGCAACAUCACAGAGGCCGAAGAGAAAAAUGUUGAGGAUGAAAAAUUGGAUGACAGGCCAACUGAAAUUUUACAGUCUCCAAAAGACGUAAUCAACAAGAUCGAUUUCUCUGCUACCGAAUCAGAAUCACUUGUGUCUCCCGCAGAAAAGAAAAUAGAUGAAGAGCCGAUAAUUAAAAUCAAGGACCCGCUGCCAUGCGAAAAGAAAUCUAAUCAAAAACAGGAUACCAAGACCGAUGAUAAAGUAGAAUCUGAGCAACAAAAAGAUUUGACAAAAUGCACGAUGGAAAUUACUACUGUUACAGAUAAAGAAGUAUCAAUUGCAAACGAAACGAUUAAGUCUCCCGAAAAUGAACAGAUCGCUGAGCAAAAAGAAAAUCUCAAAUCCGAAGAAGCUGCUUUGACAGUGGCCGACGCAGAACAGACUGCGUUGCCUCAAACAGAAGAAAUCAAACCUAAAUCCGACGAUACUUUAGAUACAUCCAGUCAAAUUAACGACAUUCACACGCAAAUAGAGUUAUCAAACGACUCGACAAACAUAGCAAGCAUAAAGCACUCUCCACCGUUGGAUAAAUUAUCUUCAGCUGCGGAACAAUCAUUCGAAGAGGACAAAUUGAGGCAUGCCGCGAGUGUCGAUGAAGAGAGCUUCGAUAGUUCGAUCGAACCUCCCAAAUCCAAAGUACAAUUCUACAUAGCGGAUGAAAUCUUAGUCCUGAAUCCCGAGAGACGGAAGGACACCGUUCCGCCGGUGUCGCUCGUCCAGGAAAAACCACCUACGACCGAUUUGCGUAAUUCGCAAUUCCUCUCCAUCGACGAUGGUUUCUGGCCCGACAAACGACCUUAUCACGAAGCCGAGCGCGAUCACUUCGAGAACUUAGCUCUACACGCGAAAAGGAGUCUCUCGCGCGAACACGACUUCGACGAUCGUCCGCGCGACGACGAUCGCGACGGCGACGAUUCGGGCGGCGGCGGCGGCGGUAGAUCGCGGGAUUCUUGCGGAAACUCGUGUUUCCUCCCGGGCACACCUCAAACGGAGCGUAUGGUGGCCGAUCUGCCCGGCGGUAUGUGUAGCUGGAGCGACUAUAGCACCUAUCUGUCGAGCGAGAGCGAGCGGACGCCGGAUCGCAGUCUGCCGCUCGGCGCGAUCGAGGAUCCAACGAUCGAUUCGGGAUUGUCAUUGGAUCACUCUCUGCCGAGCGACGCCCAGCCACCCGACCUCCUCACCUCGCCGUCCUCCUCUUCCCGCGAACCGCAAACCAAGUCAUGCACGGAGCCGCUCGCCGAAGUAAGUCCGAGAGAACGUCCUGCGGUCGCUGCUUCGAGCAGCCACAAAAAUCCCGAUCAUCCCAGCACUUGCACCCAAUCGUCGACCUACGCCCAUCUUCGUCCACUAUCCAAACUGCAUUUAGGUAAAGAGACGAGGGAGGGAUCCGUGCGACGAGGCAGCCCGAACGGGGAGGUGGAGAGAGAUACGGCCGAAGACGGGGCUGAAAGAAGGAUACGCAGGAUCCAGGAUACCGUCGAGGAGAGUCUCGUUUCUCUGCAAGCAAGACUUUCGAAUCUCGAAGGAACGAUGAGUUAUUUGCCUCAGGACAGCGUAGAGUCUAUGCUGUCGUCUCUCAUGGCUGUAUUGACGGAACUUGGCGCCUACGACGAGGAGGCCAAACAACUUGAAACGCGAUUACGCGAGAUUCCUGCCGACGUUGAGUCUCAAAGGCUGACGGCGGCUUUAACAGGGAUUCACACGCGCAUUACCGCCCUUCUCGAGCAAGCGGAACAAGGACGGACGACUCUUGAACAAGCGCGACAAGACCAAGAUAGGCGCGGUCAAGAAAUUCGUGCUUACAAAUUAUUCCUCGAAGAGACAGAUGCGUGGCUGAGAAGCGUCGUAUCGAAAAUACACGAACAACAUUCUCUUAACACCAACAAGGCCUUGCAGGAAGAAUUAACGAGUCGCGCGCAACGAGUGUCGGAGCUCGAGCCGAUGCCAGAAGUGAGCGCGCUGGCGGCUACACUGAAGGAAGCUCUCUUGGACGUAAUUAAUCGUCUUCAGCAAAAGCAGCAGGAGAUUUGCGAUGAAGAAGCUCAAGCUGAUGACGAGUCGACAGACAAAGAUAAUGCUACUCUGGACGAAGCACCAUCAAUUCACUCCUCUCUGGAGGAUGGCCCGCCAUCUCUGGCCGAUGUCUCCCUGCAGACAGGUCAAAGUUUACUGCUCGACGACGUUGUCGAGAAAAAAGCACAACUCACAAAGCAGACGUCCACGACGCAAAUGUCGCCGCCGACUACAUGUCAUUCUCUCACAACGCAGACGACGCAGGCUUUACUACCGAGCGACGUUCCCACGCAGGAGGCUAUAAAGGUCCUGAAGACCACGACGGGCGAUCACGAUGUGAUCGAGAUAGCGACCAAGUAUGUCCCGCCUAGUCAAGAGACAGCUCGUGGGGAACAAUCGAACGUUCUGACCGGCGAGGACAUCGUCGUCGACAUGAAGUAUCAAGACGCAAAGAAGACCGACAGCGCGACGAGCGAGCUCAACAUCGUCCACGCCGCGCCGCAGUCCUUCGAGACGAUUCUAGUUGAGCCGGACGACGUGACCACCGAGGUGGUCGUCGACGCCGACGGCACCAAGAGGAUCAUCGUAAAGAAAUUACGACGCACCACGGUGACCAGCAGGCAAACCACGCAGCAGCGCGUGUCCACGCUGUCGACGGCGCUCGGCGACGCCCCGCCGACGGUGCAAGCGUUCUCCGAGGCCGCGAUGAGAGAUCAGCAGGUCACCGUGACCAGAACGCGGCCGGACGGCACCAUCGAGACCACGACGAAGCAGAUGUACGGCGGCAAGGUCACCACAGGCGCGCCUACCGAGGGUGUCAAUGUGGAGGAAUACGAAUCCGAACCGCGUUACACGCGCAUUGUGGCGCAGGGUCAAUUGGGCGACAUUAGUUAUCAGCCGAUCGAGGAGGAGAUACUGAUGGAAGGCGGCGAGUAUCAGACGAGAACGUCGAGCGUGCACGCCGUGGUGCAGCAGGUCACCAGGCGAGUCAUCAAGAGGACGCGUAGGAUCAUUCGAAAGGUCAUCAUCAUAGACGGCAAAGAGACCACCACCGAGGAAGUGAUCGAGGAGCCCGAAGAGGUGGAGAUAGACGAACAGGACAUACCGCACAUCAGCAUCAAUGUGGUGAAGAGCGAGGAUCAAAAGUCCUUGCCGGCGGUCGAGAUGGAGCAGCAGAAAGGUACGAUAUCGGAGAUAGCAAUAAAACCGUGUCCCCCCGAUAGUCCGCUGCAAGGCCCGUUCUUCGGGCCGUUUGCUAAGGAUAUGAGCACGGAUCGACAGAAGGCGCAAGAGAAAAUAUCAAUUUUGAUUGCAGAAAAGGAAGAUGAUGUCAUGGAAGUUGAAACUUUGGACGCUGACAGUCGGAAGAAGGAAGCUACGAUAUUUGAAGAGCCGAAAUUAACAGAGGUAGCGGAUGCUACGAUAAAGUCAACGGAUUCCGCGCAAACUGCUAAAGUUGAUAAAGGAGUUUCUACCGUGCGAGAUGACGAAAGUGCGAUAGAAAUGAAACCGCAAGCGGCGGACGAACAAAAAUACGAGCAUUUCCCUAGCGAGGUGAACGGCACCGGUGCACUCGCGAUCGAUAGUCAAACGCCGAUCGAUGCUGAACGAUCCGCCGUGUUGCAGACUCCCGUCGAAGAAGUCUGCGCUACGACAACACAACCGGAAACUGUAAAAUCCUCAUUAGAACCGGCCGCGGCAGAUGACGAACCGGUGGUCACCAAGGCUACUUGUAAGUCCGAUGAUGCACCAGUAAAGAGCGAAACACCCAGUAUCGAGCUAGAAAACGGCACGGUAGAAGUAGAGACGCACCAUGGCGGUAGCAGCACUGUAGAAGCUGAUGUAUCGAAUGUCGUUGUAUUUGAGAAAGAGAAUAAAACGGAAGAGAAAGACGCGUCUCUCGAGCCGUGCGAGAGUAAAGAAGAGAUAAUUUUAGUGUCGCCCCAAAAAUCGGAACAGCAAAACGAAUCUGUCGUCCCACCGAGUGGCUCGGAUGUUGUUAAACCUGACGAAGCCGCAGAAAGAAUUGUUUCAGGAUUGGAAGACACGGAAGCAUCUCCUGAAGAACGAGAAGUGUCGUCAGAACUGUUCGCAAGAGAGAACGAAGACAAUUCCAAGGACGAAGCGCUGAAACCGGAAUACAAGCCGAUGUUCCACAAGGUCGGGAUCUCUCUGUCUGUGCGUAAGGACGACGAAGAGAUGGAACCGCUGGUGUCUAUCAGAACGCAAGCGGAACGUCCCGAGAUCGCUCCUUACAGCAUCGUCAAAGAAGACAUGGACAUCAAUCUUCCCGCGGACAGGGAAACGACGAAAGUGGUGCACGACAAGAUCGUGCAAACCGUCGCUUUCCUCACGGCUGAGAAAGAAACGGAGAUCUUGCAGCAGCAGGUGGCCACGGCGGAGAAAGAGGUCGAGGUUCACAUCGACUUGUCGGAGAGGAGCAAAUCGGACACGACGAGUCACAAAAGUAGAAAAAAGAAACGGCGCAAGGAUAAAGCGGAGCUCUCGGAAAAAUCUGCAGAUUCGGAAUCCAGCACCUCUAUCGCCACGUCGAUCGCUGAAUCUAUGGAGAUUAAUAUUCCGUCGUCCGACUCGUCCAAACACGCGAGCGAGCAGCCGCAGCCGGAUGUUGCCGAGAUCAUGAAAUCGAUCGCUGAAUCCUCUCUGAGUUUUGACGACAAUGUUUUGCCCGAGGACGACGGAUAUCAGGCGGACGAUAGAACAAUGGAUGAACUAUCGAUCGCGCUGGAAAAUGGUGAUCGCGCGAAGCAAAAGAGAAAGAGGAAAAAGAAGCAGAAGGUGCGAUUAACUCGAAACGAAGAUUUGACUCAAGUGCCUAAGACAAGCAGCGACGACGCGGCGUUCACGGAAGACAGCCUCCCUCUGGAGGUGCCUGUAUUGGAAAAAAUGCCUGAAGAGGAUAAAACAAAGGAAGCUGACGUAAUAAUGAAAAAAGAGGAUAUAGAAAAGCGACAGGAGGCGAAAGAAGUUGAACCCGAAGCGAUAUCGCAGGAAGAGAAAAUCGUUGAGCGCAAAGUCGUGCUGGACGACGCGAACACUCAAACGACUGUCGAAAUGUGCAACGUAUCGACUUCGCUUACCCCGAAAGCGGAGGAGGAGAGCCUCUCCACGUUCAUGCAAACAUCUCCCGAGCCGGUUCCGCUUACUUUGGAAGAAGAGAUCCAGACGGCUAGAAUCGAAGAGACGCACAUCGAGACGCAAACGGUCCUGGAGCCCGGACUUGAUUUCAGCGCGCAAACCAUCGCGGAGGAGACUCCGGAAGUCGAAGAUUCGGGUGUACAGACCAUGACGCCCACGGCGACGCCCAUGGAGGAGUUCGCUAUUCAAACGAGCCCAACGGAUGACGCUCCCGCCGUCGUCGCGGCCGAAAUGAAAGACUCUCAAGCGCAAACGAUCGAAAUCACCGUUCUCUCCACGGAAAUGCAGACUUCCCCUGUCGAAGUGGCUCCGAUGAUGGCGACUGAGACUCAGACGGCGAUGAACGCGAUGAUGGAAGUCGAGCAACAGACGACUCCGCCGCCGGCGAUAGAGAAAGUCAUCGUGCAGGAGACUGCUAUUCAAACAAUAUCUCCGGAAGUACCGAAAUUUCUGGAGAAAGACAUGCAGACGAGCACACCGGCCAGUCCGGAGCAGCCGGAUGUUUCGCAUAUAGAUACGCAGACGAUUGCGGUGCCGGAAACGUCAGCUGAACCAACGGAGACUCAAACGACGCCCGAGGAAAGCCCUCGCAAGGUAGAGCUGCAGGAAACCGAAAUGCAAACAAAAUCGCCUGAACCAACGAAAGAGACCACGAUGAAGACGAGCCCGAUCGUCUCCAGUCCCGAACAAGUGUGCGAGGAGUCUGCUCAAACCAGCAUCGAGGAAACGAAGGAGACCAUCGAGGAAGAAUCACAGACCUGUCCUCCGGAGAAGACUCAAACCUUUGACAGUUCGGUGCAAAUCGAGACGGUAGAGCUGAUACCGCAAGUCGAAGAGAGCGUGCAGAAUAUUCCGGAAACGUGUGAAAUCGGCGCACAAACGUCACCGAAGGAGGAGAAACAGUCGCCCGGGGCAACGUCGGUGUCGCAGCAGACUACGCGAAUUCCAACUCAUACUGUUGAAAUAUCCACGGAAGAUUUUAAGGCAGAAAUCGCUGAAAAAAUCGCGCACGAGACGCCUGUUCCAGCGGAAGCAAUUUCUUUGGAAGAAACAAAGACAAAAGAGGAAGUAGUGUCUACGGAAUUAAUAGAAACUCCAGCAGCACCUGAUGUACAAGUACCUGAUGUACAAGAAACUGUGAAAUCUUUAGAAAAAAUAAAAGAAAUGGAAAUUGCAAAUGAUCAGCCAAUACCAGAAAUUUCCACGACAGUUUCGGAAAGUAUCGAACAAAUGGAGGCACCCGUCGAAAAAGAGGCGAAAUCUCAACCUUCCGAAACACCCGUGAAAGACAGUCCAAGGUCGCCGGAGGUCAGCGCGAAGACAAAAGAAUCUACGCCGUCUUUGGUAUCGGAAAAGGACACUACUUCGGACACGUCGUUCGAAAUUCACGUUCACGCGACGAUAGAAUUGUCCGCCAGUGACACGCUCGACAGCGUUGCAUCCGGCAGCAAGGAAACACCCGAUACUUCGCGAGACACCACGAUCGCCGAAGAUCUCAGCAACGACGCGAGUAUUCCGGAGAGCGACAGCAAGACGGCAAAACGGCAGAAGAGAAAGAGAAAACACAAAACUAUAGAGAUUAGUUUACCGAGCAAGGAUAAGUCAGAGCCGGGAUCCAUAUUCGGGCAGCCCGUGGAGUCGCAAAACGGCACCUUGAAGUUGUCUUACUGCGACGUCGCCAAGAAGAACGCCAGCAGGCAGACGUCUCCGGUGGGCGACGACGCGGUAUCCAAACAUCCAUCUGAACCUCAAAUCGAACCAGAUAUAAAAUCAGAGGAGAUCGCGUCGACAAGUGUGAUAGGAAGCGAGAUUCGACGUGAAGAAGGCAUUCGGGGAAUACCGGAUAUUUCAACUACCUCGAAAACAGUACCUACAGUAUCUACGAGCGAUCAAUUUGCGAUCGACUCGAGUCACAACAUUCCAGAAACGACAGCAGUACCUGAAGUAGCGGCGGCGCGAAUGCCAUUCGGUAAACCGACAAUAGAACCACUACUGAUGUCGUCGGAUCAGCAAAGGUUGUCCGGAAUCGUGCGAUCGUCGCCCGAGCCGAUGGACACCACUGAGGAACCACUGACGCCCAUAGAAAUCGAGCAACCUCUUCUGAGCAAAGAAGCCGUCAAACCGUUCCGAACGGAGAUCAAGACGUACGCUGAUGUGAUAUCCGAAUCGCAGAAAAAACCCACAGCACCGACCUUGCCCGGCGAAACAUACGAAAUGAGAGAAGCUCAUCUGUGGAAAGAGCCUAAAAUGCCAUCUGCUCACGCUUUGUCCUCGACUUUCCUUCUAAAAGAGUCCUUGGAAUAUAGCGCAAAGCCGCAACAUCAAGGAACGCAAACGGUGCAAGCUGCAAAAAUAAUCGCUGAUCGAGUGAAGAAUCUACAGAAUACCAACGAAUCGGAUCAUCUCGGUAACAUUCUGCACAUCGCGCAUUUGGAAGAAGUCACUACGGAGAGACUCGCGGAAGAACGCUCGUCCGAUGUUCGCCGAGAAUUGGCGCAAUUGAGAAACGCCGUGCAAGAGAAUGACGUGGUGAUUGUCGAAGAGAGUCUCGUCACCGUCGUUGAGACGAUUUCCACGUGGCUGGAGACUAUCGAGUAUCGAAUCUUCUUGAACAGAGAAUGCCCGACUGGACCGUCUCAUGAGGACGCUAAGACGUUUAUCGAAUUAAAAGACGAGGUGAAUCAUGUGGAGGAAAGUAUUCGCGAACUCGACAACAUUUGGAAACAAGUGGAGCCGAGUUAUUCGGAAGAAGAACGAGAGAAGCUGAGAGACUGUAUGGAUGCUCUCGAGUAUCAAAUGAAAAUUAUUGAGAAUGUUACUACUGACGGAGAGAAAUACGCUAGCAAGCAACUCGCGAGAUGGGACGAAUUUCUAAAUGGCGUGAACAAUGUGUACAGGUUAGUCGAGGAGCAACGUAAACAACUGGAUCUCAUAAUCGAAAGCGAGUACUCUACGCGAUGGAAGCUGCAGGAGCUCGAUAAAUUAGAAAACACUAAUCGCUGUCACAUGUGGAAGACGAGUAAGCUGCUUAGCUCCGCCCGCGGAUUAUUGCGCGAUCAUCCCGGCAAGAUCAUACCCGAGGAAACAUAUGCCGCGCAUGAAACAACAAAGAUCAUCGAGUACGGUAUAUGCGUCGAACGAGAGCGGCUUCUCCAACUGCUCGCCUUAGCCGAGGAAUACGAGCAAACGCUGCAGGAUUUCGCGCAAAUUAUCGAGAUCGCGGAGAAUCUGCUGGACAGUCCGAUAUCCGUGAUGAGCCUGGAGCAUCUUCGCGAGGAGAUGCAGAAGCACAGAAAGUUCUUCGUCAAUCUCAAUCAUUGCCGCGCGAUUCUCGAGUCGCUGGAGGGCAAUCUGGACCCGGAGACUAGAGCUAAACACUCCGGUCUACACGAAGAGCUUCACGGCAGAGCGACGGCGUUGCUCGAUCAAGCGGCUUCGCGUGCGCAACAAAUGGCCCUAGCCGCAUCGCGAUGGAUGCUGCUGGAGCAGGGUGUGAAGGAGGAGAGAGGGUGGCUCCAGGUCGCGCAUCAACGCGUUCCCGAUCUUCAAACCGUCACUUCGACCGACUACGAUCAGUACAUUUCCUUAUAUCAGUCUUUAUCGUCGGACGUGGCGACUCAUCACGCGCGAUUAAUUCAAUUGCUCGACGUGGCGCGCAGCCUGCGCGAUCUCGUCAACAUCGAAGAUCCCGAGGAUCGAUACGGCGAAGCUUUAGACGUAAUCGUGAAACUGCAAGAUAACAUCGAGUCCUCCCUGAAAAGGUUAUUGGCGUUCAGGGAGAGUUGGAACAAUCAAGAGACACUGAUGGAUCGCGUGGAGCACUGGAUGACGAUGGCUAUGAAGGAGCUCGCGACGUUGCGCGAUCCGUCAGGGAGUUCCAUGCGUCAAUUCUGGGAAUUGAAGGCGCAAUAUGAAGUCCACAACAACAUGCGCAACGAAGCGGACAACUGCUUCGAGCAGGCUCUACGAAUCAUACCUCUGUCGGACGAAAUGCUGCAGCGGCAGUUCUACUACGAGCUGCAGGAUCGCUGGAACGAGGUCACCGACAAGAUCAACGAGAUUCAGAAAGACGUGACUCGCAGUAUUUCUUCGGAGGAGAUCUCGUCGAACGAGAAGCUCAAGUUACUCGAGAGAGAACUGAACGAAUUGCGCAUAACCAUCAACAGCUUCCACGGGGUGCUGAAAACGGAGGAGGAACUCGACCUGUACGUCGAGAGACUCACCGUGCUGUUCGACAGGAUCUCCUUGAUCCAGGACGAGAUCGGAAGACUGGGUCUCCUGCCGGCGGCGGAGAGCGAGAGAGUCGGGAUUUUGUUGUCGUCGGCGCGUUGCAUCGAGGGUCAGAUAGGCGAGGAGCUGGACUCGGCGCAGCUGCUCAGAGAGAAGAUCCAGGCUCUUCAGCGCGGACUGAGCCGCUUCAGGAAAGCGCACAAGAGAUUGUCAGCAACACUGGAUCAAUGCGAGGGCAGCGAGAAGCAGGAAAGCGACCUGGUGGCCGCGGCCGUCGACCGUUGCCAAUCGGUCGCCAACGAAUUGGCGGUUCUCUGGCAGGAUCUCAUGGCGUUGAGGCAGAUGCUGCACAAUCUGCCGACCGGCAUAAGAGUGACGGUGUCGCCGGUCGGCAUAGAGAGAGACUUGUCCAACGUGCAGGACACGCACACCGAGCUCGAAUCGAGAUGCGCCCGGCUGCUCUCGUUGCUGACGAACAGACUGGAACUGUGGCGACGAUUCGAGAGGCAGCUGGAAAUGGUGCAGCAAUCUGUGCAAGAAGCCGACUACAUGAUGGAACUGUUGACCGUCCAAGACUCCGUCGAUUACGACAGACUGCUGAAGGCCACCGAGCGACUCGAGGGUCUGAACGGCGAUUUGGGUGCCCGUGAAGUUCUCAUUGCUGAAUUACGUGCCGCCGCCGAGCCUUUGCGGGAGAGCUGCGCCGCAGAGGUCCGCGAAAGGGUCGACGCGGCAGUAAAUGAGGCCGUACAAGCUUGGGAAGGCACGAGGGCCGAAUUGGAUGCCCUUUGCACCCGAUAUCAGCACGCGUGCAGGCUCUGGCAACAAUACAGGGACUCCAGCGCCGCGGUGAAAGUCUGGGUGGACACUCAAAUGAAUAGCGUGGUGAACUUGCCACCCGAGGAAGCAGUCAAACAGGUCAAGAUUUGCGAGGAGACACUGGCGGAGCACAAGGAAAGACUGGCAGAGCUGCGCGGUCUGGUAGCGCAGAUCGCAUCGGACGUGGGUCUGGACGCCGGUGGACCGUUGCACUGCGAAGUCGAGGCGCUCGGUCAACGACUCGAAGAUGUUCGGGAAACCCUGUCGACCCUUGCGGACACGGUGGACGCCCGUGUCCUCAACCAGGAACUCGCGCGCGGCGAUCUGUGCCAAACGAAAAAUUUCCUGGACUCGGUCCAACAGAGUCUGACGGCGGUGGGUCAAGGCGAGUCGAACGAGCAGCUGACGGUGCUGCGGAAUCAUCUUCUCGCGCUGACUCGCACCGAGCCGCAGCUUCAGUCCAUCAAGGAUCGCGCGCUGGACGUGUCCGUGCAGGAGCCGUCGGUGGUCGAGGUGGUUCAGCUGUGGCAGCGCGUGUUUCAGGAAACUUUCCAGCAAUAUCACCGCCUGUCGACGCGGCUGAUCCGCUCGCAGGACGUGGCGGCCGCGCUGAAACUCUGGGAGGAAUACCUGACGCACGUGCAGGACUUCCUGUCGGGCGGCGUGCCGGGCGACUACAACGGGCUGUCGGAACACCGGAAUCUCUGCGAGGUGCACCGCAAACUUCUGCCCGAGCAGCAGAAUCUCAUAUUGACAGUGCGACAGGAAGAGGACCGCGACCGAUCGGUCGCCGAGCAGUUCAACGCUCUAACGAAUCUGCACAAUGAGACGCUGGCGAGGAUAUUGGAACGGCACGCGGCGGUGCGCGACAGAAUAUCGGCCUGGGACCGGUACAGAGUGGACCAGAGCAAACUAAUGACAUGGCUGAAGGAGGUCGAGAGGGAACGACAACGUAUGCACCUGCAGUUUAUUCACCUGCGACGGCUCGAUAAAAUUCUACAGAGGAUACAGGCGUUGCUGGACAAGCUGCCGGCCGGCGAGGCGCAGAUACAAUCUCUUCAGGAACAACAAGAGCACCUGCUGACGAACUGCGACGAGGCGCUGGCCGUCUCGAUACGCAUGGAGCACGCCGCGAAUGUGCAGCGCAUCGCCAAUCUGCGCGCCGGUCUGGAAACCUGGCGAGAUUUCGUGCAAAGGGUACGGAAGCUGCACGAGGAGCAUGUCGAGCAGUCCGGAGCGAUCACCGCGAUUUUCCAGGAAGUCGGCCAGACGCUGAGCGCGGCCUUCCACGCGGGACCAACGAGCCUGUCCAGGACGAAGGAGCAGCUGGACUCGCUUCAGAAUCUGAAAGCUCGCCUGGCCGAGGCGCAGCGUAAUUUAGAAUCGCUCGGCGUCGUCACCGAGCAGCUUCGAGAGUGCCUAAGCCCGAGCGACAUGAAGACGCUGAAUCAACACGACGCGCUUCUGUCGCAACAACACGGCGACCUUGAGUACCAAUUAGCCUUGUUAGCGUACAGACUUGGAGAGCGUUGCGGUCUUCACGGCCGAUGGGAAAGUAGAUUGAACAAAUUCUUGUCGUGGAUGGACGACGCGGCGAGCAGAACGCAGGAAUGCGACACGAUGGCGCUGGACGAGCCCGAGGAGACGGUGAAGAGGCUCGAGUGCGAGCUGCAAGCGGAGAUGAGCUUGAAGCAGCGCGAGCUCGAGUGGCUGCAGAAUACCGGGCAAGAGUUGAUCGCGGUCGCCGAAGAAGCGGAGAAAGCGGCGCUGCAGCGAUCCUUAGACGAGGUCAACGAGAAGUGGAAAUGCUUGAUAGCCGGCGGCAAAGCGAGAGCUAACAAGCUGGUCCACCUGAUUCAAACUAUGAACUUGUUACUGAAGAGAAUAGCCGAGCUGCGAACCUGGCUGACCGGCAUCGAGGGUCAAUUGUCGGAGGCUCUGAUAAUCGAGAAGCCCACGCAGAGGAGCAUCGACAAGAAACUCGAGGAUCACGAGCACCUCAAGACCACCAUCGAAGCCGAGAGCGGCAGCAUCGGCGAGGUAUUGAAUCUAUGCGAAAUCCUGCUGAGCGACUGUGACACGUGGCGGGCCUCCUUCAACACGGACGCGAUAAGAAGCGGCAUGGAAGGCUUGGAGAGACGAUGGAAAAUCGUGUGCGUCAAGUCCACUGAGCGCAAGAGGAAGAUCACGAUGAUCUGGAAGCUGCUGCAGGAACUAGAGAAGGUCAGAUGCGAGCACGAACCGUGGCUAGUCAAGACGGAGACGUCUCUGUCCGAUUUGGAGAGCAAUAUGAUCGAUAUCUCGAAGGAGAAAUCGGAGAAAAUCAUGGAGAAGGCGAAAUCGAUCGCCAAGGACAUCGAGGCGCAUCAGAAAGCCUUGAAGAUCCUCGAGCAGAUAUUCGGGCGUCUGGCCAAAUCCGGACUAGAUCCUGAUAAUUUCAGAUCGCUCACGAGCGACGCAAGGAGGACUAUCGACCGAUGGCUGGCCCUCGAAACGAGGAUCAACGCCAUCGUCUCGAGUCUUCAACGAGAGCAGAAGACCUAUCGCGAAUUCGUGACCACGCACGGCGCCGCGCUGGUAGGUUUGACGCAAGUGGACGUUCGACUGACGCAAAUGCAACAUCUCGCCACACCCGAGCAGAGAUUAUCUCUACGACGGAGACGUCAACAGCUGAGCGAGGUCGAGGAGGAACUCGAUACUCAAAAUGUCACGCUGCGAAAAGCGGACGAGCUGGCUCUGCGCGUUAUGCAGGAGAGCAAUCCCGACGACGUGGCCGCGAUUCAGGAGCUGGUGGACGAAUAUCAACUGCUGUGGCGGGACAUCAAGGCGCGGGUGACCGCGCUGAAGGCCGAACUGGAAUCGCAAGAGAGAUCGGAGGUCGACGAGGCGGUGCAGGUGGAAACCUUGAAAUUCGAGCGGGACACCGCGGUUCAGGUGGACACCCUGCCACGGCUCGUUAAAAUGACAUCGUGCGACGCCUAUCUAAUGGAAUUAGAGGCUGCUCUGAACGAAUGCAACAACGCCCUGAACGCAUUGGAAGUAGCGGUGACGCCCGAGCCUGUUUCCGGUCCUGCGCUCAACGCGGCUGCUAAGACUAUCGCUAAAUUGAUCGGAAGUUGCCAGUCCUCGAUAGAACUGGUACGCCACCUCCAUAAUCUGCUCAUGGAAGACGGCAAAUUGAGUUUAGGAGCUGCUAAGAGUAGCGAGGUAACGACACUAGUAGCUCGAUACGACACACUCAUUGCACUAGCAAGAGCACGUGAACAGCAAAUCAGAGAGCUCAGAUCACCCGUUACCGACGCUUAUGCUUUUCCAUGCGACCACAAUAGUGGCAGAUUGACUUGUCCGCUAUGUUCUCGUCGCAACUGGGCUCAGCUGGACAAUGAUCUCUGGCGUUUAGACAAAUGGUUGGAAUACGCCGAGGGUACGCAGAGCGAGCAGCACUCGCCGCCCAGCGACAUAGAGCAACUCGAAGACGUGAUUCAAGAUCAUCGCGAAUUCCUACUGGAUCUCGACAGUCACAAGAGCAUCGUGACGAGCUUGAACAUAGUCGGCACCCACUUGGCCGAUCACACCGAGGACACGGAGCGUGCGAAGGAGCUCCGCGAUCGAUUAUCCGUGGCGAACGGCAGAUGGGAGAAAAUCUGUACAGCUGCCGCGCAGUGGCAGGAGCAGUUGCAGCACACUCUCAUGACGAAUCACCAGUUUUAUCGUAUCAUAGAUGAAUUGUUAGCGUGGCUCGAGCGCACCGAAGUCAGUAUUCGAGCGAGCGAACCGAUCGACCUGACUGAAUCCACCAACAUCAUAGAAGCGAAAUACAAUAAAUUUAGGGAAUUACGAAGCGACCUGGAGCGCUGCGAGCCGCGAGUAAUAUCCUUGCAAGAGGCGGCUAGUCAUCUUUUAGACGAGCAAACAGAAACCAGAACGCGACUACAAGAAUUACGAUUGAGACUGCAGUCGUUAAGACGACUCACCGGAAUUUACGCGCUUAAAUUGGGAGCCGCUCUCGGGCUGGACCCGCGAGACGUCGGUCUCGCCGCUACAUCUACGUCUCUCGCAUCUCUCUCGCAUGACCUGCUCGACGAAGCUGCCUCUGGGACUGCUCAGCCUCACGCCACCGGCACAAAUGGUGACGAAAGGGACCGAACGGUGCUGGUGCGUGGAUAUCGCUUCCUGGGAAGAGUCCUGCGAGUUUCUCUCCCGAUCCAAGCACUGAUGUUACUGCUACUUGGCGUCGCGUCGCUGGUACCGUCUACAGAAGAAGAUUACAGUUGUAUGCUGUCUAACAAUCUCGCCAAGAGCUUCACGCCGAUAGCCUUUUAUCCGAACGGGCCGCCACCGGUGUAA